AGCACAAAGACUAUACUAUUGUAUAGCAACAUAAUCAUCAAAUAGAUCGAUCUGUAAUAGUCCAUAACCAUGAGAAAAUGCAACUGACAGAGCAGUGGAUAUCGUGUACCUUGCUGCUGACCUUAGCAGCAGCACUGCUGACAGGAGGGGCAAAAGGAUCAGCUCAACUGUAUGAUUUUGGGAUUAUGGCCUCUGAUGGCCAAUUGAACAAUGCAGACGAUCUCUACAUGCAAGUGAAUCUCACAGACUCAUUAACCUAUCUGGGAGGUGCAGAGAAAGAGAUUUUUAUCGGUAUAAAUGGCAUGUUGCUGUUUAACGAUCCAAAUCAAGGCAUGGUCGCUCCGUUCUUUGCAGACAUUGACACAAGAGGAACAGGAAAUGUGUAUUAUCGAGUAUCUACCAAUGUCAGUAUUCUGGCGUCUGUUGGAGAGAGAAUUCAGAGAGCAUUUGACGAUGUGGUCUCCUUUCACCCGAAAUCAGUGUUUGUGGGGACCUGGGAUCGAGUUGGCAGCUAUGACAGAGGAACAGAUAAGGUCAACACCUUCCAAGUCGUCAUUGCGACAGACUCCUUGUCGUCAUAUGUGAUCUUUCUGUACUCUGACCUCCAAUGGUACAUCCCUAUCACGUCAUCUGGAAGUGGAUCUGGCAUAGCGUUGACCAGCAGUGGCGGCAGCGGCAGUGGUAUGCCUGUUCUGAUGCCAGCCUUUAGCGGAUUCCAGAAACAAAGUGGAGCCCUGGCGUACACAUUACCAGGAUCUGGCACAGAGCAGAUACUGUUGCUAAGCAACACCAGUAACGUUGGAGAGCUUGGCAUCUGGGUAUUCAGAGUCGACAGUGAGAUACAACCAGGAGACUUGAAUGAAUGUCUCACCAACAAUGGAGGCUGUGAACAGAACUGUAUCAACACCGAGGGAAAGUUUAGCUGCUCCUGUAACACUGGCUAUAAAUUGGACCGCAAUAAAAUCAACUGUACAGACAUCAACGAGUGUGAAGAUGGCACUCACAACUGUGGCCGCAAUGCCCUCUGUACUGACAAUGUUGGGAGCUUUGCCUGCACUUGUAUGUUUGGCUACACUGGGACAGGAGAGCAAUGCGACUGCGCUGAUGGACAGGUCCGGCUGAUGAAUGGAAGUGAGCCCAGUGAGAGUCAGAGAAUGGGAAGAGUUGAGAUCUGCUACAACAACACCUAUGGCAGUGUGUGUGACGACUUCUUCAAUGAGAAUGCUGCAGCCGUUGUCUGCAAUGGAACUGGCUCUCCGGUUCGUGGCAUUGACAGUACAUUUGGUGCUGGUUCUGGUCCCAUCACUCUGGACAAUGUGGUGUGUGCUGGCACUGAGGACAACCUCUUGAGCUGCUCCCAUAACCAGAUAUUCCAGCACAACUGCGACCACUCUGAAGAUGUGGCUGUCGUCUGUGAUAUCUCGUGUAUUGAUGGCAGUACUAGACUGAGAAACUCUGAUGCUGUUUCAGAGAGCACCCUUCCAGAAUACAACCUCAUCAAAGAGCAGGUGUCUCGUGGUGUGGUGGAGUUGUGUGUGAACGGUGCCUUUAGCAGCCUCUGUGACAGUGGGUGGGACAAUCAGGACGCCUCAGUGGUCUGCAGACAACUGGGCUUCUCUCCACAUGGAGCCAUUCGUCUUGAUGGCUACUCAUUUAGAGUUGCUUCUUCAGUUAUGAAGAACGGUAGUUAUGAUUGUAUCGGAACUGAGAGUGAGCUGAGUAGUUGUGCUUAUCAGCCGGCUGCUACUUGUCGUCAGCGUGAAGGAGCUGCAGUAGUGUGUCAGGACAAAACAAUCACUGUUUUCAACAAUUGCACUGAUUGGGAGAUACGACUAAUCGGUGGAGCUAAUGCCACUCUCGGAGCUGUUCAACUCUGUAUGAACAAUGCCUGGGGCUCAGUGUGUAAUAACAGAUUUAGUACCAAUGAUGCCUAUGUGGUGUGCAGACAGCUCGGCUUCCCCGUCACUGGGGCUGAGGCCUUCAGUGAUGCCAGUACCAGGUUCAAUAUAUCCAAAGGACCGGUGUUCCUAGACACGAUUUUCUGCAGCGGUUCAGAGAGCAGCGUGACAACCUGUAGACAUCCGAAAACUCCUGGCCUUUCAGAGUGCACUGCCACUGAAAUUGCUGGAGUUCAGUGUGUUGAUGUGGACCAAUGUCUGACUAACAAUGGAGGGUGUUCCCACACAUGCACCAAUGAGCUGCCUGGAUUCACUUGUAGCUGUAGAACAGGCUACAAUCUGGACAUGGACAACAAAGGUUGUGUCGAUAUUGACGAGUGUGCAAGCAGUCCCUGUGGAGACAUCUGUGUCAACACUAAUGGCAGUUUUCAUUGCCUCUGUACCUCCAACACUACUCUGGACGCUGAUGGUCGAAGUUGCAUAUCUGGUGACUGCUCCACUGGAGAUAUUCGUCUCAUGAACGUCACUGACACUGCAACGUCCAGGGCAGGACGUUUGGAGGUUUGCAUCAACAAUGCCUGGGGAACAGUCUGUGAUGACCGAUUCGACUCUCUUGAUGCAACUGUGGCUUGUACUCAACUAGAAGGAUUCAACUCAUCUGAUGCUGAGUUUCUUCCAAGAGGAAGCCAUGAACAAGGGUCUGGAUGGAUUUUUCUCUCUAACUUGUUAUGCAACGGCAACGAGUCCAGCUUGCUGGACUGUCGGACCCAACUUUCUGGUACCUUUUCCUGUAGACACUCACAGGAUGUGGCAAUUGAAUGCACUGACAUUGAUGAGUGUGCUCGGGACAAUGGACGAUGCAACCAGACCUGUACCAACUCUAUCGGGAGCUACCAGUGCAGUUGCCAGAGUGGCUAUCUACUCAACCAGGAUGGGAGAGGCUGUGAUAAUGUGAAUGAGUGCAGUAUUCAGAAUGGUGGUUGUGAUCAUCUGUGUACUGAUUUUACUGGAGGAUACAUAUGCUCUUGUUUCAAGGGUUUCUUUUUAAUUAAUGGACACAAUUGUACUGAUAUUAAUGAGUGCCAGACUGAAAAUGGAGGAUGUGAACACACCUGUACCAACACUAAGGGCAACUUUAGCUGCUCCUGUAACAUUGGCUAUGAAUUGGACAUCAGUGGAUUUAACUGCUCUGAUGUCAAUGAGUGCUUCAUCAACAAUGGAAGAUGUGAACAUUCUUGCACCAACACUGACGGAAAUUUCAGCUGUUCUUGUAAAACUGGAUAUAGCUUGGAAGGCAAUGGAUUUAACUGUACAGAUAGUGAUGAGUGUGCUACCAACAAUGGUGGCUGUGAGCAUGACUGUGACAACACUGAUGGAAGCUUCUUCUGUUCCUGUGACUCUGGAUAUCAACUAGACAACAACUCUCUGAACUGCUCAGACAUUAAUGAGUGCCAGACUGACAAUGGAGACUGUGAACACACCUGUACCAACACUGAUGGAAACGCUAGCUGCUCUUGUAAUACUGGCUAUGAACUGGAUAGCAAUGGAUUCAACUGCUUAGAUGUCGACGAAUGCCUCUCUGGUAACGGAGGAUGUGAACAUAUUUGUAGGAAUACUGUUGGGAAUUUUAGCUGCUCCUGUAAACUUGGAUACAGCCUGGAAAGUAAUUUGAUGAGCUGCUCAGACGUGAAUGAAUGCACAAACAAAAAUGGAGGCUGUGAGCAUACAUGCACUAACGCUAACGGCAGCUUCUCUUGCUCAUGUGAUACUGGAUAUCAGUUGGACCGCAACUCAUUCAAUUGCUCUGACGUCAACGAGUGCUUGACUGAUAAUGGAUACUGUGAACACUCCUGUACCAACACUGAGGGGAACUUUACCUGCUCCUGUAACACUGGAAAUGAACUGAACAGCAAUGGAUUCAAUUGCUCAGAUAUUGACGAGUGUGCUCGCAAUGCAUCUGAUUGUAUGCCCAACUCUAUCUGCGUCAACACUGAUGGUAAUUACACCUGCCCCUGUAAUAACGGAUUUGCUGGGGACGGCUUCAGUGGCUGUGAAAACAUCAACGAGUGUGAAAACGGCACUCACAACUGUGACCACAAUGCCUUCUGUACUGACAAUGUUGGGAGUUUUGCCUGCACUUGUGUGUUUGGCUACACUGGGACAGGAGAGCAAUGCGACUGUACUGAUGGACAGGUGCGACUGAUGAAUGGAAGUGAGCCCAGUGAGGGUCAGAGAAUGGGAAGAGUUGAGAUCUGCUACAACAACACCUAUGGCAGUGUAUGUGACGACUUCUUCAAUGAGAAUGCUGCAGCUGUUGUCUGCAAUGGAACUGCUUCUCCAGUUCGUGGCAUUGACAGUACAUUUAGUGCUGGUUCCGGUUCGAUAAUUCUGGACAACGUGGUGUGUGCUGGUACUGAAGACGACCUCUUGAACUGCUCCCAUAACCACAUAUUCCAGCACAACUGCGACCACUCUGAAGAUGUGGCUGUCGUCUGUGAUGUCACGUGCAUUGACGGCAGUAUUAGACUGAGAAACCCUGAUGCUGUCUCAGAGAGCACCCUUCCUAAGUACAACCUCAUCAAGGAGCAGGUGUCUCGUGGUGUGGUGGAGUUGUGUGUGAACGGUACCUUUGGCAGCCUCUGUGACAGUGGGUGGGACAAUCAGGACGCCUCUGUGGUCUGCAGACAACUGGGCUUCUCCCCACAUGGAGCCAUUCAUCUUGACGGCCAUAUAUAUACUGGAUAUGCUUUUUCAAGUGUGAAAGACGGUAGUUAUGGUUGUGUCGGUACUGAAAGUGAGCUGAGAAGUUGUGCUUAUCAGCCGGCUGCUACUUGUGGUGGGCUUGAAGGAGCUGCCGUAGUGUGUCAGGACAAAUCGAUCGCUGCUUUCAACAAUUGCACUGAUGGUGAGGUACGACUAAUGGGUGGAACUAAUGCUACUCUCGGAGCUAUUCGAUUCUGCAUGAACAAUGCCUGGGGCUCAGUGUGCAAUAAUGGAUUUAGUGCUAACGAUGCCACUGUAGUGUGCAGACAGCUUGGUUUCCCCGUCACUGGGGCUGAGGCCUUCAGAGAUGCCAGUACCAGGUUCAAUAUCUCAACAGCACCUGUGUUCCUAGACCGCGUCGACUGUACUGGGUCAGAGAGUAGCGUGAUGAACUGUAGGCAGACCACUCCUGGCCUGUCAGAGUGCACUGCCACUGAAAUUGCUGGAGUACUGUGUGUUGAUGUGGACCAAUGUCUGACCAACAAUGGAGGGUGUUCCCACACAUGCACCAAUGAGCUUCCUGGAUUCACAUGUAGCUGUAAAACAGGCUAUAAUCUAGACACUGACAACAAGAGCUGUGUCGAUAUUAACGAAUGUUCAAGUAGUCCCUGCAGAGACAUCUGUGUCAACACUAAUGGCAGUUUUCAUUGCCUCUGUACCUCCAACACUACUCUGGACACUGACGGUCGAAGUUGCAUAUCAUGUCGAGAUGGAGAUGUUCGGCUUGUGAAUGGUUCUGUUCCGUCUGAGGGAAGAGUGGAGGUGUGCAGAGGUGUAAUGUUUGGUACCGUCUGUGAUGACUUCUGGGAUGAGCUGGAUGCCAGGGUCGUCUGUACACAACUCGGAUACUCUGCAUCAGGAUCCAUUGCUGUGUCUGGUGGGGGGUUUGGUCAAGGCAAGGACGUUAUUCUUCUUGACGACCUUAAGUGCAGUGGAAAUGAACCGACUCUGUUGAACUGUUCGUACAGUCAGACCCACAAUUGUGACCACUCUGAGGAUGCAGGAGUCAGGUGUCAAUCCAUGUGUAGUCAUGGUGAAGUGCGACUGGUAGUGGGAGAAGAUGUUGACUCUUUCUACGAGGGUCUCACUGACUACAAUGAUGCUUACUAUGACAAGGACGGACUGAAAAGUGGCAGAGUGGAGGUAUGUGUCUCUGGAAAGUACGGCUCAGUCUGCCACAAUCCUUGGACGGAAAUGGAUGCCUCUGUCGUCUGCAAGCAGCUAGGCUUCUCAGGAUAUGGUGCUAUCAAUUUGAAUGCUGAUAUUUUUGCUGAGGGUGAAACACCUCGUCUGGUUUCGAUGGUAAACUGUACUGGAAUCGAGGCCUCACUUCUCGAUUGUAUGGGUGUGGUCACUGGCUCUGGCACUGGCUUCACUUGCCCAACCUCUGGAGUUAUCUGUCAAGUUUCAGGCACAGCAGCUGGUGACUGUUCCACUGGAGAUAUUCGUCUCAUGAACGUCACUGACAGUGCAACAACCAGGGCAGGACGUUUGGAGGUGUGCAUCAACAAUGCUUGGGGAACAGUCUGUGAUGACCGAUUUGACUCCAUUGAUGCAACUGUGGCUUGUACUCAACUGAAAGGAUUCAACUCAUCUGAUGCCAAAUUUCUUCUAAGAGGAAGCCAUGAACAAGGGUCUGGAUCGAUCUUUCUAUCUAACUUGUUAUGCAACGGCGACGAGUCUAGCUUGCUGAAUUGUGUCACUACUAGGAACCAACCACCUGGUACCUUCUCCUGUCAACACUCACAGGAUGUGGCCAUUGAAUGCACAGACAUUGAUGAGUGUGCUGAGAAAAACGGAGGAUGCAACCAGACCUGUACCAACUCUAUCGGGAGCUACCAGUGUAGUUGCCAGAGUGGCUAUCUACUCAACCAGAAUGGGAGAGGCUGCGAUAAUGUGAAUGAGUGCAGUUUUCAGAAUGGUUAUUGUGAGCAUCUGUGUACUGAUUUUACUGGAGGACACAUAUGCUCUUGUUUCAAUGGUUUCCUCUUAACUGAUGUACACAACUGUACUGACAUGAAUGAGUGCUUGACUGAAAAUGGAGGUUGUGAACAUACCUGUACCAACACUGAGGGCAACUUUAGCUGCUCCUGUAACACUGGCUAUGAACUGGACAGCAAUGGAUUUAACUGCUCUGAUGUCAAUGAGUGCUUCAUCAACAAUGGAAGAUGUGAACAUUCUUGUACCAACACUGAGGGCAAUUUCAGCUGUUCUUGUAAAACUGGAUAUAGCUUGGACGGCAAUGGAUUUAACUGUACAGAAAUUGAUGAGUGUGCUAUAAAGAAUGGUGGCUGUGAGUAUGGCUGUGACAACACUGAUGGAAGCUUCUUCUGUUCCUGUGACUCUGGAUAUCAACUAGACAACAACUCUCUGAACUGCUCAGACAUCAAUGAGUGCUUGAUUGACAAUGGAGACUGUAAACACACUUGUACCAACAUUGAGGGAAACUUUAGCUGCUCUUGUAACACUGGCUAUGAACUGGAUAGCAAUGGAUUCAACUGCUCAGAAAUCGAUGAGUGCCUCUCUGGUAAUGGAGGAUGUGAACAUCUCUGUACAAAUACUGUUGGGAACUUCAGCUGCUCAUGUAAUAUUGGAUUCAGCCUGGACAGUAAUUUGAUGAACUGCUCAGACAUAAAUGAGUGCAACAAAACCAACAAUGGACGCUGUGCACAUAUCUGUAUUAACAAUGACGGCAGCUUCUCUUGCUCAUGUGACACUGGAUAUCAGUUGGACCACAACUCAUUCAAUUGCUCUGACAUUAACGAGUGCUUAACUGAUAAUGGUGAUUGUGAACACUCCUGUACUAACACUGAGGGCAACUUUAGCUGCUCCUGUAACACUGGCUAUGAACUUGACAGCAAUGGAUUCAAUUGCUCAGAUGUUGACGAGUGUGCUGGCAAUGCGUCUCAAUGUAUGUCCAAUUCUACGUGUGCCAACGUUGAAGGUAAUUACACCUGCCCCUGUAAUAAUGGCUUUGUUGGAGAUGGCUUCAACGGUUGUGAAAACAUCAACGAGUGUAUAGAUGUCACUCACAACUGUGACCGCAAUGCCCUCUGUACUGACAAUGUUGGGAGCUUUGCCUGCACGUGUGUGUUUGGCUACACUGGGACAGGAGAGCAAUGCAACUGCACUGAUGGACAGGUCCGGCUGAUGAAUGGAAGUAAGCCCAGUGAGGGUCAGAGAAUGGGAAGAGUUGAGAUCUGCUACAACAACACCUAUGGCAGUGUAUGUGACGACUUCUUCAAUGAGAAUGCUGCAGCUGUUGUCUGCAAUGGAACUGGUUCUCCGGUUCGUGGUAUUGACAGUACAUUUGGUGCUGGUUCCGGUCCCAUCGCUCUGGACAAUGUGGUGUGUGCUGGCACUGAGGACAACCUCUUGAGCUGCUCUCAUAACCAGAUAUUCCAACAUAACUGCGACCACUCUGAAGAUGUGGCUGUCGUCUGUGAUGUCCCGUGCUUUGACGGCAGUAUUAGACUGAGAAACCCUAAUGCUGUCUCAGAAAGCACCCUUCCUAAAUACGACCUCAUCAAAGAGCAAGUGUCUCGUGGUGUGGUAGAGUUGUGUGUGAAUGGUACCUUUGGCAGCCUCUGUGACAGUGGGUGGGACAAUCAGGACGCCUCUGUGGUCUGCAGACAGCUUGCCUUCUCCCCACAUGGAACCAUUCAUCUUGACGGCCAUAUAUUUACUGGAUAUGCUUCUUCAAGUGUGAAAGACGGUAGUUAUGGUUGUGUCGGAACUGAGAGUGAGCUGAGAAGUUGUGCUUAUCAGCCGGCUGCUACUUGUGGUGGGCUUAAAGGAGCUGCUGUAGUGUGUCAGGACAAAUUGACCACUAUUUUCAACAAUUGCACUGAUUGGGAGAUACGACUAUUGGGAGGAGGGAACACCACUCUCGGAGCUGUUCAAGUCUGCAUGAACAAUGCCUGGGGCUCAGUGUGCAAUGACGGAUUUAGUACCAACGAUGCAACUGUGAUGUGCAGACAGCUUGGUUUCCCCGUCACUGGGGCUGAAGCCUUCAGAGAUGCCAGUACCAGGUUCAAUAUCUCAACAGGACCUGUGUUCCUAGACAGGGUCGACUGUACAGGGUCAGAGAGCAGCGUGAUGAACUGUAGGCAGACCACUCCUGGCCUGUCUGAGUGCACUGCCACUGAGAUUGCUGGAGUACUGUGUGUUGAUAUGGACCAGUGUCUGACCAACAAUGGAGGGUGUUCCCACACGUGCACCAAUGAGCUUCCUGGGUUCACAUGUAGCUGUAGAACAGGCUUCACUCUGGACACUGACAACAAGGGCUGUCACGAUAUUGACGAGUGUGCAAGCAAUCCCUGUGGAGAUAUCUGUGUCAACACUAUUGGCAGUUUUCAUUGCCUCUGUACCUCCAAUACUACUCUGGACACUGACGGUCGAAGUUGCAUAUCAUGUAGAGAUGGAGAUGUUCGGCUGGUGAAUGGUUCCGUUCCGUCUGAGGGAAGAGUGGAGGUGUGCAGAAAUGUAAUGUUUGGUACCGUCUGUGAUGAUUUCUGGGAUGAGCUAGAUGCCAGAGUCGUCUGUACACAACUUGGAUACUCUGCAUCAGGAUCCAUUGCUGUGUCUGGUGGUGGGUUUGGCCAAGGCAGGGACACUAUUCUUCUUGACAACCUAAAGUGCAGUGGAAAUGAGCAGACUUUGUUGAACUGUUCGUAUAGUCAGACCCACAAUUGUGACCAUUCUGAAGAUGCAGGAGUCAGGUGUCAAUCCAUGUGUAGUCAUGGAGAAGUGCGACUGAUAGUGGGAGAAGAUGUGGACUCUUUCUACGAGGGUCUCACUGACUACAAUGAUGCCUACUAUGACAAAGACGGGCUGACAAGUGGCAGAGUGGAGGUGUGUGUCUCUGGAAGGUACGGCUCAGUCUGCCACAAUCCUUGGACGGAAAUGGGAGCCUCUGUCGUCUGCAAGCAGCUAGGCUUCUCAAAAUAUGGUGCUAUCAAUGUAAAUGCUGAUAUUUUUUCCGAGGGUGAAACACCUCGUCUGGUCUCAAUAGCCAACUGUACUGGAACUGAGGCCUCACUUCUCGACUGUAAGGGUGUAGUCACCGGCUCUGGCACUGGCUUCACUUGCCCAACCUCUGGAGUUAUCUGUCAAGUUUCAGGCACAGCAGCUGGUGACUGCUCCACUGGAGAUAUUCGUCUCAUGAACGUCACUGACACUGCAACGUCCAGGGCAGGACGUUUGGAGGUGUGCAUCAACAAUGCUUGGGGAACAGUCUGUGAUGGGCAAUUCAAUUCCAUUGAUGCAACUGUGGCCUGUACUCAACUGAAAGGAUUCAACUCAUCUGAUGCCAAAUUUCUUCCAAGAGGAAGCCAUGAACAAGGGUCUGGAUCGAUCUUUUUAUCUAACUUGUUAUGUAAUGGCGACGAGUCUAGCUUGCUGGAUUGUGUCACCACCCGGAACCAACCUCCUGGUACCUUCUCCUGUCAACACUCACAGGAUGUGGCCAUUGAAUGCACAGACAUUGAUGAGUGUGCUGAGAAAAACGGAGGAUGCAACCAGACCUGUACCAACUCUAUCGGGAGCUACCAGUGUAGUUGCCAGAGUGGCUAUCUACUCAACCAGGAUGGAAGAGGCUGCGACAAUGUGAAUGAGUGCAGCUUUAUGAAUGGUUAUUGCGAGCAUCUGUGUACUGAUAUUACCGGAGGACACAUAUGCUCUUGUUUCAAUGGUUUCCUCGUAACUAAUAGACACAACUGUACUGACAUGAAUGAGUGCCUGACUGACAAUGGAUACUGUGAACACACCUGUACCAAUACUGAGGGAAACUUUAGCUGCUCCUGUAACAUUGGCUAUGAACUGGACAGCAAUGGAUUUAACUGUUCUGAUGUCAAUGAGUGCUUCAUCAACAAUGGAAGAUGUGAACAUUCUUGUACCAACACUGAGGGCAAUUUCAGCUGUUCUUGUAAAACUGGAUAUAGCUUGGACGGCAAUGGAUUUAACUGUACAGAAAUUGAUGAGUGUGCUACCAACAAUGGUGGCUGUGAGCAUAACUGUGACAACACUGAUGGAAGCUUCUUCUGUUCCUGUGACUCUGGAUAUCAACUAGACAACAGCUCUCUGAACUGCUCAGACAUCAAUGAGUGCUUGAUUGACAAUGGAGACUGUAAACACACUUGUAUCAACAUUGAGGGCAACUUUAGCUGCUCUUGUAACACUGGCUAUGAACUGGAUAGCAAUGGAUUCAACUGCUCAGAAAUCGAUGAGUGCCUCUCUGGUAAUGGAGGAUGUGAACACAUCUGUACAAAUACUGUUGGGAACUUCAGCUGCUCAUGUAACAUUGGAUACAGCCUGGACAGUGAUUUGAUGAACUGCUCAGACAUAAAUGAGUGCAACAACACCAACAAUGGAGGCUGUGCACAUACCUGCACUAACAAUGACGGCAGCUUCUCUUGCUCAUGUGAUACUGGAUAUCAGUUGGACCACAACUCAUUCAAUUGCUCUGACAUUAACGAGUGCUUGACUGAUAAUGGUGAUUGUGAACACACCUGCACCAACACUGAGGGCAACUUUAGCUGCUCCUGUAACACUGGCUAUGAACUUGACAGCAAUGGAUUCAAUUGUUCAGAUGUUGACGAGUGUGCUGGCAAUGCGUCUCAAUGUAUGUCCAAUUCUACGUGUGCCAACGUUGAAGGUAAUUACACCUGCCCCUGUAAUAAUGGCUUUGCUGGAGAUGGGUUCAACGGUUGUGAAAACAUCAACGAGUGUGAAGAUGUCACUCACAACUGUGACCGCAAUGCCCUCUGUACUGACAAUGUUGGGAGCUUUGCCUGCACGUGUGUGUUUGGCUACACUGGGACAGGAGAGCAAUGCGACUGCACUGAUGGACAGGUCCGACUGAUGAAUGGAAGUGAGCCCAGUGAGGGUCAGAGAAUGGGAAGAGUUGAGAUCUGCUACAACAACACCUAUGGCAGUGUAUGUGAUGACUUUUUCAAUAAGAAUGCUGUAGCCGUUGUCUGCAAUGGAACUGGUUCUCCGGUUCGUGGCAUUGACAGUACAUUUGGUGCUGGUUCUGGUCCUAUCACUCUGGACAAUGUGGUGUGUGCUGGCACUGAGGACAAUCUCUUGAGCUGCUCCCGCAACCAGAUAUUCCAACACAACUGCGACCACUCUGAAGAUGUGGCUGUCGUCUGUGAUGUCUCAUGCAUUGACGGCAGUAUUAGACUGAGAAACCCUGAUGCUGUCUCAGAGAGCACCCUUCCUAAAUACAACCUCAUCAAAGAGCAGGUGUCUCGUGGUGUGGUGGAGUUGUGUGUGAAUGGUACCUUUGGCAGCCUCUGUGACAGUGGGUGGGACAAUCAGGACGCCUCUGUGGUCUGUAGGCAGCUGGGCUUCUCCCCACAUGGAGCCAUUCAUCUUGACGGCCACUUAUUCACUGGAUUUGCUUCUUCAAGUGUGAAAGACGGUAGUUAUGGUUGUGUCGGAAUUGAAAGUGAACUGAGAAGUUGUGCUUAUCAGCCGGCUGCUACUUGUGGUGGGCUUGAAGGAGCUGCAGUAGUGUGUCAGGAUAAAUUGACCACUGUUUUCAACAAUUGCACUGACGGAAAGAUACGGCUAAUGGGAGGAGCGAACGCCACUCUUGGAGCUGUUCAAGUCUGCUUGAACAAUGCCUGGGGCUCAGUGUGCAAUGACAGAUUUAGUACCAAUGAUGCCACUAUUGUGUGCAGACAGCUUGGUUUCCCCGUCACUGGGGCUGAGGCCUUCAGUGAUGCCAGUACCAGGUUCAAUAUCUCAACAGGACCUGUGUUCCUAGACAGGGUCGACUGUACAGGGUCAGAGAGCAGUGCGAUGGACUGUAGACAGACCACUCCUGGCCUGUCAGAGUGCACCGCCACUGAGAUUGCUGGAGUACUGUGUGUUGAUAUGGACCAGUGUCUGACCAACAAUGGAGGGUGUGCCCACACAUGCACCAAUGAGCUUCCUGGAUUCACCUGUAGCUGUAGAACAGGCUUUACUCUGGACACUGACAACAAGGGCUGUGACGAUAUUAACGAGUGUGCAAGUAGUCCCUGUGGAGACAUCUGUGUCAACACUAAUGGCAGUUUUCAUUGCCUCUGUACCUCCAAUACUACUCUGGACACUGACGGUCGAAGUUGCAUAUCCUGUCGAGAUGGAGAUGUUCGACUGGUCAAUGGUUCCGUUCCGUCUGAGGGAAGAGUGGAGGUGUGCAGAGGUGUAAUGUUUGGUACCAUCUGUGAUGACUUCUGGGAUGAGCUUGACGCCCGGGUCGUCUGUACACAACUCGGAUACUCUGCAUCAGGAUCCAUUGCUGUGUCUGGUGGUGGGUUUGGCCAAGGCAGGGACACUAUUCUUCUUGACAACCUGAAGUGCAGUGGAAAUGAGCAGACUUUGUUGAACUGUUCGUAUAGUCAGACCCACAAUUGUGACCACUCUGAAGAUGCUGGAGUCAGGUGUCAAUCCAUGUGUAGUCAUGGUGAAGUGCGACUGGUAGUGGGAGAGGAUGUGGACUCUUUCUACGAGGGUAUCACUGACUACAAUGAUGCCUACUAUGACAAGGAUGGAUUGAAGAGUGGCAGAGUGGAGGUGUGUGUCUCCGGGAGAUACGGCUCAGUCUGCCACAAUCCUUGGACGGAAAUGGAUGCCUCUGUCGUCUGCAAGCAGCUAGGCUUCUCAAAAUAUGGUGCUAUCAAUGUAAAUGCUGAUAUUUUUUCCGAGGGAGAAAUACCUCGUCUGGUUUCAAUGGCCAACUGUACUGGAACUGAGGCCUCAAUUCUCGACUGUAUGGGUGUGAUCACUGGCUCUGGCACUGGCUUCACUUGCCCCACCUCCGGAGUUAUCUGUCAAGCUUCAAGCACAGUAGCUGGUGACUGCUCUACUGGAGAUAUUCGUCUCAUGAACGUCACUGACACUGCAAUGACCAGAGCAGGACGUUUGGAGGUGUGCAUCAACAAUGCCUGGGGAACAGUCUGUGAUGGGCAAUUCAAUUCCAUUGAUGCAACUGUGGCCUGUACUCAACUGAAAAGAUUCAACUCAUCUGAUGCCAAAUUUCUUCCAAGAGGAAGCCAUGAACAAGGGUCUGGAUCGAUAUUUUUAUCUAAUUUGUUAUGCAACGGCGACGAGUCUAGCUUGCUGGAUUGUGUCACCACUAGGAACCAACCACCUGGUACCUUCUCCUGUCAACACUCACAGGAUGUGGCCAUUGAAUGCACAGACAUUGAUGAGUGUGCUGAGAACAAUGGAGGGUGCAACCAGACCUGUACCAACUCUAUCGGGAGCUACCAGUGUAGUUGCCAGAGUGGCUAUCUGCUCAAUCAGGAUGGGAGGGGCUGUGACAAUGUAAAUGAGUGCAGUAUUCGGAAUGGUGACUGUGAGCAUCUGUGUACUGAUUUUACCGGAGGACAUGUUUGCUCUUGUUUCAAUGGUUUUCUCUUAACUGAUGGACACAAUUGUACUGACAUCAAUGAAUGCCUGAAUGGAGACUGUGAACACACUUGUUCCAACACCGUCGGCAACUUUAGCUGCUCCUGUAACACUGGCUAUAAACUGGACAGCAAUGGAUUCAAUUGCUCAGAUGUCAAUGAAUGCCUCACCAACAAUGGAGGAUGUGAACAUAACUGUACAAACACUGACGGCAACUUUAGCUGCUCCUGUAACACUGGAUAUAGUCGGGACAGCAAUAACUUGAACUGUACAGAAAUUGAUGAGUGUUCUACCAACAAUGGUGGCUGUGAGCAUGACUGUGACAACAACGAUGGAAGCUUCUUAUGUUCCUGUGACUCUGGUUAUCAACUAGACAACAACUCACUGAACUGUUCAGACAUUAACGAGUGCUUGACUGAUAAUGGAGACUGUGAACACUCCUGUACCAACACUAAGGGUAACUUUAGCUGCUCCUGUAACACUGGCUAUGAACUAGAUAGCAACGGAUUCAACUGCUCAGAUGUUGACGAGUGCCUCUCUGGUAACGGAAGAUGUGAACACAUCUGUACAAAUACGUUAGGGAAGUUCAGCUGCUCCUGUAAACUUGGAUACAGCCUGGACAGUAAUUUCAUGAGCUGCUCAGACGUGAAUGAGUGUAACACCAAAAAUGGAGGCUGUGAGCAUACAUGCACUAACGCUAACGGCAGCUACUCUUGUUCAUGUGAUACUGGAUAUCAGUUGCACCACAACUCAUUCAAUUGCUCUGACGUUAACGAGUGCUUGACUGACAAUGGAGACUGUGAACACACCUGUACCAACACUGAGGGAAACUUUAGCUGCUCCUGUAAUGCUGGCUAUGAACUGGGCAGCAAUGGAUUCAACUGCUCAGAUAUUGACGAAUGUGCUCGCUAUGCGUCUCAAUGUAUGUCCAACUCUACCUGUGUCAACAUUGAGGGUAAUUACACCUGCCCCUGUAAUAAUGGCUUUGCUGGAGACGGCUUCAGUGGCUGUGAUAACAUCAACGAGUGUGAAGAUGGCACUCACAACUGUGACCACAAUGCCCUCUGUACUGACAAUGUUGGGAGCUUUGCUUGCACUUGUAUGUUUGGCUAUACUGGGACAGGAGAGCAAUGCGACUGCACUGAUGGACAGGUGCGGCUGAUGAAUGGAAGUAAGCCCAGUGAGGGUCAGAGAAUGGGAAGAGUUGAGAUCUGCUACAACAACACCUAUGGCAGUGUGUGUGAUGACUUCUUCAAUGAGAAUGCUGCAGCCGUUGUCUGCAAUGGAACUGGCUCUCCGGUUCGUAGCAUUGGCAGUACAUUUGGUGCUGGUUCCGGUCCCAUUACUCUGGACAAUGUGGUGUGUGCGGGUACUGAAGACGACCUCUUGAACUGCUCCCACAACCAGAUAUUCCAACACAACUGCGACCACUCUGAAGAUGUGGCUGUCAUCUGUGAUGUCUCGUGCAUUGACGGCAGUAUUAGACUGAGAAAUCCUGAUGCUGUCUCUGAGAGCACCCUUCCUAAAUACGACCUCAUCAAGGAGCAGGUGUCUCGUGGUGUGGUAGAGUUGUGUGUGAAUGGUACCUUUGGCAGCCUCUGUGACAGUGGGUGGGACAAUCAGGACGCCUCUGUGGUCUGCAGACAACUGGGCUUCUCCCCACAUGGAACCAUUCAUCUUGACGGCCACUUAUUCACUAGAUUUGCUUCUUCAAGUGUGAAGGACGGUAGUUAUGGUUGUGUCGGAACCGAGAGUGAGCUGAGAAGUUGUGCUUAUCAACCGGCUGCUACUUGUGGUGGGCUUGAAGGAGCUGCUGUAGUGUGUCAGGACAAAUUGACCACUGUUUUCAACAAUUGCACUGAUGGAGAAAUACGACUAAUGGGAGGAGCUAAUGCCACUCUCGGAGCUAUUCAAGUCUGCAUGAACAAUGCCUGGGGCACAAUGUGCAAUGAUGGAUUUAGUACCAAUGAUGCCACUGUAGUGUGCAGACAGCUUGGCUUCCCCGUCACUGGGGCUGAGACCUUCAGAGAUGCAAGUACCAGGUUCAAUAUCUCAACAGGACCUGUGUUCCUAGACAGGGUCGACUGUACAGGGUCAGAGAGCAGCGUGAUGAACUGUAGACAGACCACUCCUGGCCUGUCAGAGUGCACUGCCACUAAGAUUGCUGGAGUACAGUGUUUUGAUGUGGACCAGUGUUUGACCAACAAUGGAGGAUGUGCCCACACAUGCACCAAUGAGCUGCCUGGAUUCACAUGUAGCUGUAGAACAGGCUUCACUCUGGACACUGACAACAAAGGCUGUGACGAUAUUGAUGAGUGUGCAAGCAGUCCCUGUGGAGACAUCUGUGUUAACACUAAUGGCAGUUUUCAUUGUCUCUGUACCUCCAACACUACUCUGGACACUGACGGUCGAAGUUGCAUAUCUUGUCGAAAUGGAGAUGUUCGGCUGGUCAAUGGUUCUGUUCCGUCUGAGGGAAGAGUGGAGGUGUGCAGAGGUGUAAUGUUUGGUACCGUCUGUGAUGACUUCUGGGAUGAGCUGGAUGCCAGGGUCGUUUGUACACAACUUGGAUACUCUGCAUCAGGAUCCAUUGCUGUGUCUGGUGGUGGGUUUGGCAAAGGCCAAGGCUCCAUUUUUCUUGACAACCUGAAGUGCAGUGGAAAUGAGCAGACUCUGUUGAAAUGUUCAUACAGUGAUACCCACAAUUGUGACCACUCUGAGGAUGCAGGAGUCAGGUGUCAAUCCAUGUGUAGUCAUGGUGAAGUGCGACUGUUAGUGGGAGAGGAUGUGGACUCUUUCUACGAGGGUCUCACUGACUACAAUGAUGCCUACUAUGACAAGGAUGGACUGAAAAGUGGCAGAGUGGAGGUGUGUGUCUCUGGAAGGUACGGCUCAGUCUGCCAUAACCCUUGGACGGAAAUGGAUGCCUCUGUUGUCUGCAAACAGCUAGGCUUCUCAGAAUAUGGUGCUAUCAAUGUGAAUGCUGAUAUAUUUGCCGUUGGUGAAACACCUCGUCUGGUCUCAAUGGCGAACUGUACUGGAACUGAGACCUCACUUCUCGACUGUAUGGGUGUGGUCACUGGCUCUGGCACUGGCUUCACCUGUCCCACUUCCGGAGUUAUCUGUCAAGCUUCAGGCACAGCAGCUGGUGACUGCUCUACUGGAGAUAUUCGUCUCAUGAACGUCACUGACACUGCAACAACCAGGGCAGGACGUUUGGAGGUGUGCAUCAACAAUGCCUGGGGAACAGUCUGUGAUGACCGAUUUGACUCCAUUGAUGCAACUGUGGCCUGUAAUCAACUAAAAGGAUUCAACUCAUCUGAUGCUGAAUUUCUUCCAAGAGGAAGCCAUAAACAAGGGUCUGGAUCGAUCUUUCUCUCUAACUUGUUAUGCAAUGGUGAUGAAUCUAGCUUGCUGGAUUGUGUCACCACUCGGAACCAACCACCUGGUACCUUCUCCUGUCAACACUCACAGGAUGUGUCCGUUGAAUGCACAGACGUGAAUGAGUGUACUGAGGAAAAUGGACUAUGCAACCAGACCUGUACCAACUCUAUAGGUAGCUACCAGUGCAGUUGCCAGAGUGGCUAUCUUCUCAACCAGGAUGCGAGAGGCUGUGACAAUGUGAAUGAGUGCGGUAUUCAAAACGGUGAUUGUGAGCAUCAGUGCACAGAUUUUACUGGAGGACAUGUUUGCUCUUGUUUCAAUGGAUUCCUCUUAACUAAUAAACACAAUUGUACUGACAUUGAUGAGUGCCUGAUUGACAAUGGAGACUGUGAGCACACUUGUAUCAAUACUGAGGGAAAUUUUAGCUGCUCCUGUAACAAUGGCUAUGAACUGGAUAACAACGGAUUUAAUUGUUCUGAUGUCAAUGAGUGCUUCAUCAACAAUGGAAGAUGUGAACACACUUGUACCAACACUGAUGGCAACUUUAGCUGCUCCUGUAACACUGGCUAUAGUAUGGACAGUAAUAGCUUCAACUGUACAGAAAUUGACGAGUGUGCUACCAACAAAGGUGGCUGUGAGCAUGACUGUGACAACACUGAUGGAAGCUUCUUUUGUUCCUGUGACUCUGGAUAUCAACUAGACAACAACUCACUGAACUGCUCAGACAUUAAUGAGUGCUUGAUUGACAAUGGAGGAUGUGAACACUCCUGCACCAACACUGAGGGGAACUUUACCUGCUCCUGUAACACUGGCUAUGAACUGAACAGCAAUGGAUUCAACUGCUCAGAUGUCGAUGAAUGCCUCUCUGGUAAUGGAGGAUGCGAACAUAUCUGUACAAAUACUUUUGGGAACUUCAGCUGCUCAUGUACGAUUGGAUACAGCCUGGACAGUAAUUUGAUGAACUGUUCAGACGUAAAUGAGUGUAACACCAAAAAUGGAGGAUGUGAGCAUACAUGCGCUAACACAAACGGCAGCUUCUCUUGCUUAUGUGAUACUGGAUAUCAGCUAGACCACAACUCAUUCAAUUGCUCUGACAUCAACGAGUGCUUGACUGAUAAUGGAGACUGUGAACACACCUGUACCAACAUUGAGAGCAACUUUAGCUGCUCUUGUAACACUGGCUAUGAACUGGAUAGCGAUGGAUUCAACUGCUCAGACAUUGAUGAGUGUGCUCACAAUACGUCUGUGUGUCUGUCCGAUUCUACCUGCAUCAACAUUGUUGGUAAUUACACCUGCCCCUGUAAUAAUGGCUUUGCUGGAGACGGUUUCAAUAGGUGUGAAAACAUAAACGAGUGUGAAGAUGGCACUCACAACUGUGACCACAAUUCCCUCUGUACUGACAAUAUUGGGAGCUUUGCCUGCACUUGUGUGUUUGGCUAUACUGGGACAGGAGAGCAAUGCGACUGCACUGAUGGACAGGUGCGGUUGAUGAAUGGAAGUGAGCCCAGUGAGAGUCAGAGAAUGGGAAGAGUUGAGAUCUGCUACAACAACACCUAUGGCAGUGUAUGUGAUGACUUCUUCAAUGAGAAUGCUGCAGCUGUUGUCUGCAAUGGAACUGGCUCUCCGGUUCGUGGCAUUGAUAGUACAUUUGGUGCUGGUUCUGGUCCUAUCACUCUGGACAAUGUGGUGUGUGCUGGCACUGAGGACAGCCUCUUGAGCUGCUCUCAUAGCCAGAUAUUCCAGCACAACUGCAACCACUCUGAAGAUGUGGCUGUCGUCUGUGAUGUCUCGUGCAUUGACGGCAGUAUUAGACUGAGAAACCCUGAUGCUGUCUCACAGAGCACCCUUCCUAAAUACGACCUCAUCAAGGAGCAGGUGUCUCGUGGUGUGGUAGAGUUGUGUGUGAAUGGUACCUUUGGAAGCCUCUGUGACAGUGGGUGGGACAAUCAGGACGCCUCUGUGAUCUGCAGACAACUGGGCUUCUCCCCACAUGGAGCCAUUCAUCUUAACGGUCACUUAUUCACUGGAUUUGCUUCUUCAAGUGUGAAAGACGGUAGUUACGGUUGUGUCGGAACCGAGAGUGAGCUGAGAAGUUGUGCUUAUCAGCCGGCUGCUACUUGUGGUGGGCUUGAAGGAGCUGCUGUAGUGUGUCAGGACAAAUUGACCACUGUUUUCAACAAUUGCACUGAUGGAGAGAUACGACUAAUGGGAGGAGCUAAUGCCACUCUCGGAGCUAUUCAAAUCUGCAUGAACAAUGCCUGGGGCACAAUGUGCAAUGAUGGAUUUAGUACCAGUGAUGCCACUGUAGUGUGCAGACAGCUUGGCUUCCCCGUUACUGGGGCUGAGGCCUUCAGAGAUGCCAGUACCAGGUUCAAUAUCUCAACAGGACCUGUGUUCCUAGACCGAGUCGACUGUAGAGGGUCAGAGAGCAGCGUGAUGGACUGUAGACAGACCACUCCUGGCCUGUCAGAGUGCACUGCCACUAAGAUUGCUGGAGUACAGUGUUUUGAUGUGGACCAGUGUCUAACCAACAAUGGAGGGUGUGCCCACACGUGCACUAAUGAGCUGCCUGGAUUCACAUGUAGCUGUAGGACAGGCUUCACUCUGGACACUGACAACAAGGGCUGUGACGAUAUUGAUGAGUGUGCAAGCAGUCCCUGUGGAGACAUCUGUGUCAACACUAAUGGCAGUUUUCAUUGUCUCUGUACCUCCAACACUACUCUGGACACUGACGGUCGAAGUUGCAUAUCCUGUCGAGAUGGAGAUGUUCGGCUGGUCAAUGGUUCCGUUCCGUCUGAGGGAAGAGUGGAAGUGUGCAAAGGUGUAAUGUUUGGUACCGUCUGUGAUGACUUCUGGGAUGAGCUGGAUGCCAAGGUCGUCUGUACACAACUCGGAUACUCUGCAUCAGGAUCCAUUGCUGUGUCUGCUGGUGGAUUUGGCAAAGGCAAAGGCUCCAUUUUUCUUGACAACCUGAAGUGCAGUGGAAAUGAGCAGACUCUGUUGAAAUGUUCAUACAGUGAUACCCACAAUUGUGACCACUCUGAGGAUGCAGGAGUCAGGUGUCAAUCCAUGUGUAGUCAUGGUGAAGUGCGACUGGUAGUGGGAGAGGAUGUGGACUCUUUCUAUGAGGGUCUCACUGACUACAAUGAUGCCUACUAUGACAAGGAUGGAUUGAAAAGUGGCAGAGUGGAGGUGUGUGUCUCUGGAAGGUACGGCUCAGUCUGCCAUAACCCUUGGACGGAAAUGGAUGCCUCUGUCGUCUGCAAACAGCUAGGUUUCUCAGAAUAUGGUGCUAUCAAUGUGAAUGCUGAUAUAUUUGCCGUUGGUGAAACACCUCAUCUGGUAUCUAUGGCCAACUGUACCGGAACUGAGAUGUCACUUCUCGACUGUAUGGGUAUGGUCACCGGCUCUGGCACUGGCUUCACUUGCCCCACCUCCGGAGUUAUCUGUCAAGUUUCAGGCACAAUAUCUGGUGAUUGCUCUACUGGAGAUAUUCGUCUUAUGAACGUCACUGACACUGCAACAACCAGGGCAGGACGUUUGGAGGUGUGCAUCAACAAUGCUUGGGGAACAGUCUGUGAUGACCGAUUUGACUCCAUUGAUGCAACUGUGGCCUGUACUCAACUAAAAGGAUUCAACUCAUCUGAUGCUGAAUUUCUUCCAAGAGGAAGCCAUAAACAAGGGUCUGGAUCGAUCUUUCUAUCUAAUUUGUUAUGCAAUGGUGAUGAAUCUAGCUUGCUGGAUUGUGUUACCACUCGGAACCAACCUCCUGGUACCUUCUCCUGUCAACACUCACAGGAUGUGGCAAUUGAAUGCACAGACAUUGAUGAGUGUGCGGAGGACAAUGGAGGAUGCAACCAGAGCUGUACCAACUCUAUAGGUAGCUACCAGUGCAGUUGCCAGAGUGGCUAUCUACUCAACCAGGAUGGACAAGGCUGUGACAAUGUGAAUGAGUGCGAUAUUCAGAACGGUGACUGUGAGCAUCUGUGUACUGAUUUUACCGGAGGACAUGUUUGCUCUUGUUUAAAUGGAUUCCUCUUAAGUAAUAGACACAAUUGUACUGACAUCGAUGAGUGCCUGACUGACAAUGGAGACUGUGAGCACACUUGUAUCAACACUGAGGGAAAUUUUAGCUGCUCCUGUAACACUGGCUAUGAACUGGACAGCAAUGGACUUAACUGCUCAGAUGUCAAUGAGUGCUUCUUUAACAAUGGAGGAUGUGAACACACUUGUACCAACACUGAUGGAAACUUUAGUUGCUCCUGUAAUACUGGCUAUAGUAUGAACAGCAAUAGCUUCAACUGUACAGAAAUUGAUGAGUGUGCCACCAACAAUGGUGGCUGUGAGCAUGACUGUAACAACACCGAUGGAAGCUUCUUAUGUUCCUGUGACUCUGGAUAUCAACUACAUAACAACUCAAUGAAUUGCUCAGACAUUAAUGAGUGCCUGAUUGACAAUGGAGACUGUGAACAUACUUGUACCAACACUGAGGGCAACUUUAGCUGCUCCUGUAACACUGGCUAUGAACUGGACAGCAAUGGAUUCAAUUGUUCAGAUGUCGACGAGUGCCUCUCUGAUAAUGGAGGAUGCGAACACAUCUGUACGAAUACUGUUGGUAGAUUCAGCUGCUCUUGUACAACUGGAUAUAGCCUGGACAGUAAUAUGAUGACAUGUUCAGACGUGAAUGAGUGUAACACCAAAAAUGGAGGCUGUGAGCAUACAUGCACUAACACUAACGGCAGCUUCUCUUGCUCAUGUGAUAUUGGAUAUCAGUUGGACCACAACUCCUUUAAUUGCUCUGACGUCAACGAGUGCUUGACUGAUAAUGGAGAUUGUGAACACUCCUGCAUCAACACUGAGGGAAAUUUUAGCUGCUCCUGUAACAUUGGCUAUGAACUGGGCAGCAAUGGAUUCAACUGCUCAGAUAUUGAUGAGUGUUCUCGAAAUGCAUCUGAGUGUCUGUCCAAUUCUACCUGUGUCAACAUUGAUGGUAAUUACACCUGCCCCUGUAAUAAUGGCUUUGCUGGAGACGGUUUCAAUAGGUGUGAAAACAUCAACGAGUGUGAAGAUGGCACUCACAACUGUGACCACAAUGCCCUCUGUACUGACAAUGUUGGGAGCUUUGCUUGCACUUGUAUGUUUGGCUAUACUGGGACAGGAGAGCAAUGCGACUGCACUGAUGGACAGGUGCGGCUGAUGAAUGGAAGUGAGCCCAGUGAGGGUCAGAGAAUGGGAAGAGUUGAGAUCUGCUACAACAACACCUAUGGCAGUGUUUGUGAUGACUUCUUCAAUGAGAAUGCUGCAGCUGUUGUCUGCAAUGGAACUGGCUCUCUAGUUCGUGGCAUUGAUAGUAAAUUUGGCCCUGGUUCUGGUCCCAUCACUCUGGACAAUGUGGUGUGUGCUGGCACUGAGGACAGCCUCUUGAGCUGCUCCCAUAGCCAGAUACUCCAGCACAACUGCGACCACUCUGAAGAUGUGGCUGUCGUCUGUGAUGUCUCGUGCAUUGAGGGAAAUGUUAGACUGAGAAACCCUGAUGCUGUCUCACAGAGCACCCUUCCUAAAUACAACCUCAUUAAAGAGCAGGUGUCUCGUGGUGUGGUGGAGUUGUGUGUGAACGGUACCUUUGGCAGCCUCUGUGACAGUGGGUGGGACAAUCAGGACGCCUCUGUGGUCUGCAAACAGCUGGGAUUCUCCCCACAUGGAGCCAUUCAUCUUGACGGCCACUUAUUCACUAGAUUCGCUUCUUCAAGUGUGAAAGACGGUAGUUAUGGUUGUGUCGGAACUGAGAGUGAGCUGAGAAGUUGUGCGUAUCAACCGGCUGCUACUUGUGGUGGGCUUGAAGGAGCUGCUGUAGUGUGUCAGGACAAAUCGACUAUUGUUUUCAACAAUUGCACUGAUGGCGAGCUACGACUAAUUGGUGGAACUAACGCCACUCUCGGAGCUGUUCAAGGCUGCAUGAACAAUGCCUGGGGCUCAGUGUGCAAUGACGGAUUUAGUACCAAUGAUGCCACUGUGGUGUGCAGACAGCUUGGCUUCCCCAUCACUGGGGCUGAGGCCUUCAGAGAUGCCAGUACCAGGUUCAAUAUCUCAACAGGACCUGUGUUCCUAGACAGGGUCGACUGUAGAGGGUCAGAGAGCAGCGUGAUGAACUGUAGACAGACCACUCCUGGCCUGUCAGAGUGCACUGCCACUGAAAUUGCUGGAGUACAGUGUAUUGAUAUGGACCAGUGUCUGACCAACAAUGGAGGAUGCUCCCACACAUGCACUAAUGAGCUGCCCGGAUUCACAUGUAGCUGUAGAACAGGCUUCACUCUGGACACUGACAACAAAGGUUGUUUUGAUAUUAACGAGUGUGUUAGCAGUCCCUGUGGAGACAUCUGUGUCAACACUAAUGGCAGUUUUCAUUGCCUCUGUACCUCCAACACUACUCUGGAUACUGAUGGCCGAAGUUGCAUAUCCUGUCGAGAUGGAGAUGUUCGGCUGGUGAAUGGUUCUGUUUCGUCUGAGGGAAGAGUGGAGGUGUGCAAAAAUGUAAUGUUUGGUACCGUUUGUGAUGACUUCUGGGAUGAGCUGGAUGCCAGGGUCGUCUGUACACAACUCGGAUACUCUGCAUCAGGAUCCAUUCCUGUGUCUGGUGGUGGGUUUGCCCAAGGCAAGGACACUAUUUUUCUUGAUGACGUGAAAUGCAGUGGAAAUGAACAGACUCUGUUAAAAUGUUCUUACAAUCAGACCCACAAUUGUGACCAUUCUGAGGAUGCAGGAGUCAGGUGUCAAUCUAUGUGUAGUCAUGGAGAAGUGCGACUGGUAGUGGGAGAGAAUGUGGACUCUUUCUACGAGGGUCUCACUGACUACAAUGAUGCCUACUAUGACAAGGAUGGACUGAAAAGUGGCAGAGUGGAGGUGUGUGUCUCUGGGAGGUACGGCUCCGUCUGCCAUAACCCUUGGACGGAAACAGACGCCUCUGUCGUCUGCAAGCAGCUAGGCUUCUCAAGAUACGGUGCUAUCAAUGUGAAUGCUGAUAUUUUUACGGAGGGUAAAACACCUCGUCUGGUCUCAAUGGCUAACUGUACCGGAACUGAGAUGUCACUUCUCGACUGUAUGGGUGUGGUCAUCGGCUCUGGCACUGGCUUCACUUGCCCCACCUCCGGAGUUAUUUGUCAAGCUUCAGGCACAGCAGCUGGUGACUGCUCCACUGGAGAUAUUCGUCUCAUGAAUAUCAGUGACACUUUAACAACCAGGGCAGGACGUCUGGAGGUGUGCAUCAACAAUGCCUGGGGAACAGUCUGUGAUGACCGAUUCGACUCUCUUGAUGCAACUGUGGCCUGUACUCAACUGGAAGGAUUCAACUCAUCUGAUGCUGAAUUUCUUCCAAGAGGAAGCCAUGAACAAGGGUCCGGAUCGAUCUUUCUAUCUACCUUGUUAUGCAAUGGUGAUGAGUCUAGCUUGCUGGAUUGUGUCACCACUCGGAACCAACCUCCUGGUACCUUCUCCUGUCAACACUCACAGGAUGUGGCCAUUGGAUGCACAGACAUGGACGAGUGUACUAAGAACAAUGGAGGGUGUAACCAGACCUGUACCAACUCUAUCGGGAGCUACCAGUGUAGUUGCCAGAGUGGCUAUCUGCUCAACCAGGAUGGCAAAGGCUGUGACAAUGUCAAUGAGUGCAGUAUUCAGAACGGCUACUGUGAUCAUCUGUGUACAGAUUUUACUGGAGGACAUGUUUGUUCUUGUUUCAAUGGUUUCCUCUUAAGUAAUGGACACACUUGUACUGACAUUAAUGAAUGCUCAUUUGACAAUGGAAACUGUGAACACACCUGCACCAACAUUGAGGGAAACUUUAGCUGCUCCUGUAACGCUGGCUAUGAACUGGGCAGCAAUGGAUUCAACUGCUCUGAUGUCAAUGAAUGCCUCACCAACAAUGGAGGAUGUGAACAUAACUGUACCAACACUAAUGGCAACUUUAGCUGCUCCUGUAACACUGGAUAUAGUCGGGACAGCAAUAACUUGAACUGUACAGAAAUUGAUGAGUGUUCUACCAACAAUGGUGGCUGUGAGCAUGACUGUGACAACACUGAUGGAAGCUUCUUAUGUUCUUGUGACUCUGGAUAUCAACUAGACAACAACUCUCUAAACUGUUCAGACAUUAACGAGUGCUUGACUGAUAAUGGAGACUGUGAACACUCCUGCACCAACACUGAGGGAAACUUUAGCUGCUCCUGUAACACUGGCUAUGAACUGGAUAGCAAUGGAUUCAACUGCUCAGAUGUCAACGAGUGCUUCUCUGAUAAUGGAGGAUGUGAACACAUCUGUACGAAUACUGUUGGUAAAUUCAGCUGCUCCUGUAAAAUUGGAUAUAGCCUGGACAGUAAUUUGAUGAACUGCUCAGACAUAAAUGAGUGUAACACCAAAAAUGGAGGCUGUGAACAUAUCUGUACUAACAAUGACGGCAGAUUUUCUUGCUCAUGUGAUAUUGGAUAUCAGCUAGACCACAAUUUAUUCAAUUGCUCUGACGUCAAUGAGUGCUUGACUUAUAAUGGAGACUGUGAACAUACCUGUACCAACUCUGAUGGCAACUUUAGCUGCUCCUGUAACACUGGCUAUGAACUGGACAGCAAUGAAUUCAACUGCUCAGACAUUGAUGAAUGUGCUCGCAAUGCGUCUCAAUGUAUGUCCAACUCUACCUGUAUCAACAUUGAGGGUAAUUACACCUGCCCCUGUAAUAAUGGCUUUGCUGGAGACGGCUUCAAAGGCUGUGAAAACAUCAACGAGUGUGAAGAUGGCACUCACAACUGUGACCACAAUGCCCUCUGUACUGACAAUGUUGGGAGCUUUGCCUGCACUUGUGUGUUUGGCUACACUGGGACAGGAGAGCAAUGCAACUGCACUGAUGGACAGGUCCGACUGAUGAAUGAAAGUGAGCCCAGUGAGGGUCAGAAAAUGGGAAGAGUUGAGAUCUGCUACAACAACACCUAUGGCAGUGUGUGUGAUGACUUCUUCAAUGAGAAUGCUGCAGCCGUAGUUUGCAAUGGAACUGGCUCUCCGGUUCGUGGUAUAGACAGUACAUUUGGUGCUGGUUCCGGUCCCAUCACUCUGGACAAUGUGGUGUGUGCUGGCACUGAAGACAACCUCUUGAACUGCUCCCAUAACCAGAUUUUCCAGCACAACUGCGAUCACUCUGAAGAUGUGGCUGUCGUCUGUGAUAUCUCGUGCAUUGACGACAGUGUUAGACUGAGAAACCCUGAUGCUGUCUCAGAGAGCACCCUUCCUAAAUACGACCUCAUCAAGGAGCAGGUGUCUCGUGGUGUGGUGGAGUUAUGUGUGAACGGUACCUUUGGCAGCCUCUGUGACAGUGGGUGGGACAAUCAGGACACCUCUGUGGUCUGCAGACAGCUGGGCUUCUCCCCACAUGGAGCCAUUCACCUUAACGGCCACUUAUUUACUAGAUUCGCUUCUUCAAGUGUGAUGCACGGUAGUUAUGGUUGUGUCGGAACCGAGAGUGAGCUGAGAAGUUGUGCUUAUCAGCCGGCUGCUACUUGUGGUGGGCUUGAAGGAGCUGCAGUAGUGUGUCAGGACAAAUCGAUCACUGUUUUCAGCAAUUGCACUGAUGGCGAGCUACGACUAAUUGGUGGAGCUAAUGCCACUCUCGGAGCUGUUCAAGGCUGCAUGAACAACGCUUGGGGCUCAGUGUGCAAUGACGGAUUUAGCACCAAUGAUGCCACUGUUGUGUGCAGACAGCUUGGCUUCCCUAUCACUGGGGCUGAGGCCUUCAGAGAUGCCAGUACCAGGUUCAAUAUCUCAACAGGACCUGUGUUCCUAGACAGGGUCGACUGUAGAGGGUCAGAGAGUAGGGUGAUGGACUGUAGACAAACCACUCCUGGCCUGUCAGAGUGCACUACCACUAAGAUUGCUGGAGUACAGUGUAUUGAUGUGGAUCAGUGUCUGACCAACAAUGGAGGGUGUGCUCAUACAUGCACCAAUGAGCUGCCUGGAUUCACAUGUAGCUGUAGAGCAGGCUACAAUCUGGACACUGACAACAAGAGCUGUGCCGACAUUAACGAGUGUGCAAGCAGUCCCUGUGGAGACAUCUGUGUCAACACUAAUGGCAGUUUUCAUUGCCUCUGUACCUCCAACACUACUCUGGACACUGACGGCCGAAGUUGCAUAUCCUGUCGAGAUGGAGAUGUUCGGCUGGUGAAUGGUUCUGUUCCAUCUGAGGGAAGAGUGGAGGUGUGCAGAGGUGUAAUGUUUGGUACCAUCUGUGAUGACUUCUGGGAUAAGCUGGAUGCCAGGGUCGUCUGUACACAACUCGGAUACUCUGCAUCAGGAUCCAUUGCUGUGUCUGGUGGGGGGUUUGCCCAAGGCAAUGGCUCCAUUUUUCUUGAUGACGUGAAAUGCAGGGGAAAUGAGCAGACUUUGUCGAAAUGUUCAUACAGUCGGACCCACAAUUGUGACCACUCUGAAGAUGCAGGAGUCAGGUGUCAAUCCAUGUGUAGUCAUGGUGAAGUGCGACUGGUGGUGGGAGAGGAUGUGGACUCGUUCUACGAGGGUCUCACUGACUACAAUGAUGCCUAUUAUAACAAAGACGGACUGAAAAGUGGCAGAGUGGAGGUGUGUGUUUCUGGGAGGUAUGGCUCAGUCUGCUACAAUUCUUGGACGGAAAUGGACGCCUCUGUCGUCUGCAAGCAGCUAGGUUUCUCAGGAUAUGGUGCUAUCAAUGUGAAUGCUGAUAUAUUUGCCGUUGGUGAAACACCUCGUCUGGUCUCAAUGGCUAACUGUACUGGAACUGAGACCUCACUUCUCGACUGUAUGGGUGUGGUCACUGGCUCUGGCACUGGCUUCACUUGCCCAACCUCCGGAGUUAUCUGUCAAGCUUCAGGCACAGCAGCUGGUGACUGCUCUACUGGAGAUAUUCGUAUCAUGAACGUCACUGACACUGCAACAACCAGGGCAGGACGUUUGGAGGUGUGCAUCAACAAUGCUUGGGGAACAGUCUGUGAUGACCGAUUUGACUCCAUUGAUGCAACUGUGGCCUGUAAUCAACUAAAAGGAUUCAACUCAUCUGAUGCUGAAUUUGUUGCAAGAGGAAGCCAUGAACAAGGGUCUGGAUCGAUCUUUCUCUCUAACUUGUUAUGCAAUGGUGAUGAAUCUAGCUUGCUGGAUUGUGUCACCACUCGGAACCAACCACCUGGUACCUUCUCCUGUCAACACUCACAGGAUGUGUCCAUUGAAUGCACAGACGUGAAUGAGUGUACUGAGGAAAAUGGACUAUGCAACCAGACCUGUACCAACUCUAUCGGGAGCUACCAGUGCAGUUGCCAGAGUGGCUAUCUACUCAACCAGGAUGCGAGAGGCUGUGACAAUGUGAAUGAGUGCGGUAUUCAAAACGGUGAUUGUGAGCAUCUGUGUACAGAUUUUACUGGAGGACAUGUUUGCUCUUGUUUCAAUGGAUUCCUCUUAACUAAUAAACACAAUUGUACUGACAUUGAUGAGUGCUUGACUGACAAUGGAGAUUGCGAACACACUUGUACCAACACUGAGGGAAAUUUUAGCUGCUCCUGUAACAAUGGCUAUGAACUGGAUAACAACAGAUUUAAUUGUUCAGAUGUCAAUGAGUGCUUCAUCAACAAUGGAAGAUGUGAACACACUUGUACCAACACUGAUGGCAACUUUAGCUGCUCAUGUAACACUGGCUAUAGUAUGGACAGCAAUAGCUUCAACUGUACAGAAAUUGAUGAGUGUGCUACCAACAAUGGUGGCUGUGAGCAUGACUGUGACAACACUGAUGGAAGCUUCUUAUGUUCUUGUGACUCUGGAUAUCAACUAAACAACAACUCUCUGAACUGCUCAGACAUUAAUGAGUGCUGGAUUGACAAUGGAGGAUGUGAACACUCCUGCACCAACACUGAGGGGAACUUUACCUGCUCCUGUAACACUGGCUAUGAACUGAACAGCAAUGGAUUCAACUGCUCAGAUGUCGAUGAAUGCCUCUCUGGUAAUGGAGGAUGCGAACAUAUCUGUACAAAUACUUUUGGGAACUUCAGCUGCUCUUGUACGAUUGGAUACAGCCUAGAAAGUAAUUUGAUGAACUGUUCAGACGUAAAUGAGUGUAACACUAAAAAUGGAGGAUGUGAGCAUACAUGCGCUAACACAAACGGCAGCUUCUCUUGCUUAUGUGAUACUGGAUAUCAGUUGGACCACAAUUCAUUCAAUUGUUCUGACAUCAACGAGUGCUUGACUGAUAAUGGAGACUGUGAACACACCUGUACCAACAUUGAGAGCAACUUUAGCUGCUCUUGUAACAUUGGCUAUGAACUGGACAGCAAUGGAUUCAACUGCUCAGACAUUGAUGAGUGUGCUCGCAAUACAUCUCUGUGUCUGUCCGAUUCUACCUGCAUCAACAUUGAGGGUAAUUACACCUGCCCCUGUAAUAAUGGCUUUGCUGGGGACGGUUUCAAUGGCUGUGAAAACAUCAACGAAUGUGAAGAUGGCACUCACAACUGUGACCGCAAUGCCCUCUGUACUGACAAUAUUGGGAGCUUUGCCUGCACUUGUGUGUUUGGCUACACUGGGACAGGAGAGCAAUGCGACUGCACUGAUGGACAGGUCCGACUGAUGAAUGGAAGUGAGCCCAGUGAGGGUCAGAGAAUGGGAAGAGUUGAGAUCUGCUACAACAACACCUAUGGCAGUGUGUGUGAUGACUUCUUCAAUGAGAAUGCUGCAGCCGUUGUCUGCAACGGAACUGGUUCUCCAGUUCGUGGCAUUGACAGUACAUUUAGUGCUGGUUCUGGUCCCAUCACUCUGGACAAUGUAGUGUGUGCUGGCACUGAGGACAACCUCUUGAGCUGCUCUCAUAACCAGAUAUUCCAGCACAACUGCGACCACUCUGAAGAUGUGGCUGUCAUCUGUGAUAUCUCGUGCAUUGACGGCAGUACUAGACUGAGAAACCCUGAUGCUGUCUCACAGAACACCCUUCCAAAAUACGAUCUGAUCAAGGAGCAGGUGUCUCGUGGUGUGGUGGAGUUGUGUGUGAACGGUACCUUUGGAAGCCUCUGUGACAGUGGGUGGGACAAUCAGGACGCCUCUGUGGUCUGCAGACAACUGGGCUUCUCCCCACAUGGAGCCAUUCAUCUUAACGGUCACUUAUUCACUGGAUUUGCUUCCUCAAGUGUGAAAGACGGUAGUUAUGGUUGUAUCGGAACUGAGAGUGAGCUGAGAAGUUGUGCUUAUCAACCGGCUGCUACUUGUGGUGGGCUUAAAGGAGCUGCAGUAGUGUGUCAGGACAAAACGGCAACUGCUUUCAACAAUUGCACUGAUGGAGAGAUACGACUAAUGAGUGGUGCUAACGCUACUCUUGGAGCUGUUCAAGUCUGCAUGAACAAUGCCUGGGGCUUAGUGUGCAAUGACAGAUUUGGUACCAACGAUGCCACUGUGGUGUGCAGACAGCUCGGCUUCCCCAUCACUGGGGCUGAGGCCUUCAGAGAUGCCAGUACCAGGUUCAAUAUAUCAACAGGACCUGUGUUCCUAGACAGGGUUUACUGCAACGGGUUUGAGAACAGCAUGAUGGCCUGUAGACAAACCACUCCUGGUCUGUCAGAGUGCACUGCCACUGAAAUUGCUGGAGUGCAGUGUAUUGAUGUGGACCAGUGUCUGACCAACAAUGGAGGGUGUGCCCACACAUGCACCAAUGAGCUUCCUGGAUUCACAUGUAGCUGUAGAACAGGCUUCACUCUGGACAUUGACAACAAGGGCUGUGACGAUAUUGAUGAGUGUGCAAGCAGUCCCUGUGGAGACAUCUGUGUCAACACUAAUGGCAGUUUUCAUUGUCUCUGUACCUCCAACACUACUCUGGACACUGAUGGUAGAAGUUGCAAAUCCUGUAGAGAUGGAGAUGUUCGGCUGGUGAAUGGUUCCAUUCCAUCUGAGGGCAGAGUGGAGGUGUGCAGAAGUGGAGUGUUUGGUACCGUCUGUGAUGACUUCUGGGAUGAGCUUGACGCCAGGGUCGUCUGUACACAACUCGGAUACUCUGCAUCAGGAUCCAUUGCUGUGUCUGGUGGUGGGUUCGGCCAAGGCAGGGACACUAUUCUUCUUGACAACCUGAAGUGCAGUGGAAAUGAGCCGACUCUGUUGAACUGUUCGUACAGUCCGACCCACAAUUGUGACCACUCUGAGGAUGCAGGAGUCAGGUGUCAAUCCAUGUGUAGUCAUGGUGAAAUUCGACUGGUGGUGGGAGAUGAUGUGAGCUCUUUCUACGAGGAUUUCACUAACUACAAUGAUGCCUACUAUGACAAGGAUGGAUUGAAAAGUGGCAGAGUGGAGGUGUGUGUCUCUGGAAGGUACGGCUCAGUCUGCCAUAACCCUUGGACGGAAAUGGAUGCCUCUGUUGUCUGCAAGCAGCUAGCCUUCUCAGAAUAUGGUGCUAUCAAUGUGAAUGCUGAUAUUUUUGCCGAGGGUGAAACACCUCGUCUGGUUUCAAUGGCCAACUGUACUGGAACUGAGGCCUCACUUCUCGAUUGUAUGGGUGUGGUCACCGGCUCUGGCACUGGCUUCACUUGCCCCACCUCCGGAGUUAUCUGUCAAGUUUCAAGCACAGCAGCUGGUGACUGCUCCACUGGAGAUAUUCGUCUCAUGAACGUCACUGACACUGCAACAACAAGGGCAGGACGUUUGGAGGUGUGCAUCAAUAAUGCUUGGGGAACAGUCUGUGAUGACCGAUUUGACUCCAUUGAUGCAACUGUGGCUUGUACUCAACUGAAAGGAUUCAAUUCGUCUGAUGCUGAAUUUCUUCUGAGAGGAAACCAUGAAGAAGGUUCUGGAUCAGUCUUUCUUUCUGGCUUGUUAUGUAUUGGUGAUGAGUCUAGCUUGCUGGACUGUGUCACUGCUCGUAACCAACUCCCUGGCACCUUCUCCUGCCCACACUCACAGGAUGUGGCUAUUGAAUGCACAGACAUUGAUGAGUGUACUGAGGAUAAUGGAGGGUGCAACCAGACCUGUAUCAACUCUAUUGGGAACUAUGAAUGCAGGUGCCAGAGUGGCUAUCUACUCAACCAAGAUAGGAGAGGCUGUGACAAUGUAAAUGAGUGCAAUAUUCGAAAUGGGGACUGUGAGCAUCUGUGUACUGAUUUUAUCGGAGGACAUGUUUGCUCUUGUUUGAAUGGUUACCUCUUAACUAAUAGACACAAUUGUACUGACAUCGAUGAGUGCUUGAUUGACAAUGGAGACUGUGAAAGUACCUGUACCAACACUGAGGGAAACUUUAACUGCUCCUGCAAUACUGGCUAUAAACUGGACAGCAAUGGAUUCAAUUGCUCAGAUGUCAAUGAGUGCUUCAUCAAUAAUGGCCGAUGUGAACAUUCCUGUACCAACACUGAUGGAAAUUUUAGCUGCUCCUGUAACACUGGCUAUAGUCUGGAUAGCAAUAACUUCAACUGUACAGAAAUUGAUGAGUGUGCUACCAACAAUGGUGGCUGUGAGCAUGCUUGUUUCAACACUGAUGGGAGCUUCUUCUGUUCCUGUGAAUCUGGUUAUCAACUAGACAACAACUCAAUGAACUGCUCAGACAUCAAUGAGUGCCUGAAUAACAAUGGAGACUGUGGACACACUUGUACCAACACUGAGGGCAAUUUUAGCUGCUCCUGUAACACUGGCUAUGACCUGGAUAGCAAUGGAUUCAACUGCUCAGAUGUCAACGAGUGCCUCUCUGGUAACGGAGGAUGUGAACACAUCUGUACGAACACUGUUGGAAACUUCAGCUGCUCCUGUACACUUGGAUUCAGCCUUGACAGUGAUUUGAUGAACUGCUCAGACGUGAAUGAGUGUAAUACCAACAAUGGAGGCUGUGAGCAUACAUGCACUAACACUAACGGUAACUACUCUUGCUCAUGUGAUACUGGAUAUCAGUUGGACCACAACUCAUUCAAUUGCUCUGACGUCAACGAGUGCCUGACUGACAAUGGAGACUGUGAACACUCCUGCAUCAACACUGAGGGAAACUUUAGCUGCUCCUGUAACACUGGCUAUGAACUGGACAGCAAUUUAUUCAACUGCUCAGAUAUUGAUGAGUGUGCUCGCAAUGAGUUUAAUUGUCUGUCCAAUUCUAUUUGUUUCAACAAUGAGGGUAAUUACACUUGCCCCUGUAAUAACGGCUUUACUGGAGACGGCUUCAAUGGCUGUGAAAACAUCAACGAAUGUGAAAAUAGCACUCACAACUGUGACCACAAUGCCGUCUGUACUGACAAUGUUGGGAGCUUUACCUGCACUUGUGUGUUUGGCUACACUGGGACAGGAGAGCAAUGCGACUGCACUGACGGACAGGUGCGACUGAUGAAUGGAAGUGAUCCCAGUGAGGGUCAGAGAAUGGGAAGAGUUGAGAUCUGCUAUAACAACACCUAUGGCAGUGUGUGUGAUGACUUCUUCAACGAAAAUGCUGCAGCCGUAGUCUGCAAUGGAACUGGCUCUCCGGUUCGUGGCAUUGACAGUACAUUUGGCCCUGGUUCUGGUCCCAUCACUCUGGACAAUGUGGUGUGUGCUGGCACUGAGGACGACCUCUUGAGCUGCUCCCAUAAGCAGAUAUUCCAGCACAACUGUGACCACUCUGAAGAUGUCGCUGUCGUCUGUGAUGUUCCAUGCAUUGAGAACAGUGUGAAACUUGUGAAUCUUGAGAAAUCCAUUCCGAGCCAGUUGUCUGAGUACAACCUAAUAAAAGAUACUGUUGCUCGAGGUAUAGUUGAAGUCUGUCAAAACAACUCUUUUGUUAGUGUAUGUGAGGAUUCAUGGACUAAUCGUGAAGCAUCCGUCAUCUGCAACCAGCUGGGAUUCUCUCCCUAUGGUUCAAUUAGCGUGAGCAGUUCAGUCUACACCAGUACAGGCUCUCCCAUCUUGGUAAAUGAUCUCAUGUGUGUUGGACAGGAGGAUUCUAUCAGCAAUUGCUCUCGAACUAGUGCUGUCUGCAUCCGAGGAAGAGCUGGACUCAUUUGUCAAGACAAAUCAAUGACCGUUUUCAGUAAUUGUACUGAUGGAGAAAUACGACUAGUGGGCGGAGCUAAUGCCACUCUCGGAGCUGUUCAAGUCUGCAUGAACAAUGCCUGGGGCUCAGUGUGCAAUGACAGAUUUGGUAUCAAUGAUGCCACCGUGGUGUGCAGACAGCUUGGUUUCCCCGUCACUGGGGCUGAGGCCUUCAGAGAUGCCAGUACCAGGUUCAAUAUCUCAACAGGACCAGUGUUCCUAGACCGGGUCACUUGCUUUGGAAAGGAAAACCGACUAAUUCGUUGUCGUUUGAGUGGGGGAAUUGUAGUUGGUCAAUCCCAGUGUGAUCGUACCCAGCUAGCAGGUGUACAAUGUGUAGAUGUGGACCAGUGUCUGACCAACAAUGGAGGAUGUGCCCACACAUGCACCAAUGAGCUACCUGGAUUCACCUGUAGCUGUAGAACAGGCUUCACUCUGGACACUGACAAAAGAGGCUGUGUAGAUAUCAAUGAGUGUGAGAUUCCAACUGUAUGUGAGGAAAUCUGUGUCAACACUAAUGGCAGUUUUCAUUGCCUCUGUACCUCCAAUUCUACUUUGGGCGCUGAUGGUCGAAGUUGCAUACCCUGUCGAGAUGGAGAUGUUCGGCUGGUGAAUGGUUCUGUUCCAUCUGAGGGCAGAGUGGAGGUGUGCAGAAGUGGAGUGUUUGGUACCAUCUGUGAUGACUUUUGGGAUGAGCUUGAUGCCAGGGUCGUCUGUACACAACUCGGAUACUCUGCAUCAGGAUCCAUUGCUGUGUCUGGUGGUGGGUUUUCCCAAGGCAAUGAGUCUAUUUUUUUGGACGACCUUAAGUGCAGUGGAAAUGAGCAGACUCUGUUGAACUGUUCGUACAGUCAGACCCACAAUUGUGACCACUCUGAGGAUGCAGGAGUCAGGUGUCAAUCCAUGUGUAGUCAUGGUGAAGUGCGACUGGUGGUGGGAGAGAAUGUGGACUCUUUCUACGAGGGUCUCACUGACUACAAUGAUGCUUACUAUGACAAGGACGGAUUGAAGAGUGGCAGAGUGGAGGUGUGUGUCUCUGGGAGAUACGGCUCAGUAUGUCACAAUCCUUGGACAGAAAUGGACGCCUCUGUCAUCUGCAAGCAGUUAGGCUUCUCAGCAUAUGGUGCUGUUGGUGUGAGUGCGGACUUCUUCAAUGAAGGCAGUGGGCCAGUUCUUCUCAACUCUGUCCGCUGUGCUGGCAAUGAGACUGCCAUCUUGGACUGUCCUAGCAUUGAAGGAAGUGGCUUCCUUUGUCCAACUGUUGGGGUGUCUUGUCAGGCUUCAGGCACAGCAGCUGGUGACUGCUCUACUGGAGAUAUUCGUCUCAUCAACCGCACUGACACUUUAACAACCAGGGCAGGACGUCUGGAAGUGUGCAUCAAUAAUGCCUGGGGAACAGUCUGUAAUGACCGAUUUGACUCUCUUGACGCAACUGUGGCCUGUACUCAACUGGAAGGGUUUAAUUCAUCUGGGGCCCAAAGUACAUCCAUUCAGCAGUAUGGAAUCGGAUCAGGACCAAUAUAUCUCACUCAACUGAAUUGCAUUGGAACUGAAUCACGGGUAUUGAACUGUCCCACACACCAUCAUCAGCCCCCUAGCUUACUGUCUUGUCAACACUUCCAAGAUGUGGCGAUUACCUGUACAGACACUGAUGAGUGUGCUAGAGACAAUGGAGGAUGCAACCAGACUUGUACCAACUCAAUCGGGAGCUACCAGUGUGAUUGCCAGAGUGGCUAUCUGCUCAACCAAGAUGGGAGAAGCUGCAAUGACAUUGACGAGUGUUUGGCUGACUCUCAUACUUGUGAUCGGGAGAAUGGUGUGUGUACUAACACAGUAGGUAGCUUCGACUGCUCCUGUCGCAGUGGCUUUACCGGAGAUGGACUUAACUGCACACAUAUCUUGUGUGCACAAGUGGACGACAUUUGCCAUGCCAACGCUAUUUGUUCUGAUGACACGGAGACUGGUAUCAUUUGUAAGUGUAAGGAGGGCUAUGUUGGAGAUGGAAUGGUCAACUGCUCAAACAUUGACGAGUGUUCCAGUACCAUCCUAAACACCUGUCAUGAGAAUGCCACCUGCACUGACACCAUUGGCAGCUUCAACUGCUCCUGCAUACAGGGCUUCCAAGGAAAUGGCACUGACUGCACAGACGUCAAUGAGUGCAGUGAUGAUACACUGAACAAUUGCCACGGUGAUGGCAUCUGUGUGAAUGAGGUUGGGAACUUCUCCUGUGCAUGUAGGCCUGGCUACCGUGGUGAUGGUGUGAGCUGUGAAGAUAUCAACGAGUGUGGUGAAGAGACUGAUGACUGUAUCAACUCACCUUGCAACAACACAAGAGGAAGUUUUGUGUGUGGAGAAUGCUUCCCUGGAUUUACGGGAACCAACCAAUGCACCUGUAUGCAAGGAGGCGUUCAGCUGUUCAAUGGGACCAACAGGACACUGACCACUGAGCAUGGGUCUGGUCGUGUAGAAGUGUGCUACAACAACUCUUACUACACUGUGUGUGAUCAUCGCUGGGAUGUCCUGGAUGCCAGUGUGGUGUGCACACAGUUGGGGAGGAACUCGGCAGGGUCUGUGCCUGUGGGAGGAAGUUUUUUCAGUAGUGGUCCCUCCCCCAUUCUUCUAGACAACAUUCGCUGCUCUGGUAGCGAGUCAUCUCUUCUUGAGUGCAGCCACAACGGGUUCCAAGUGUUUAACUGUGACAGCAGUGAGAUUGCUGGAGUAUUCUGUGACAGCAAGUGCAUUGAAGGAGAUGUGAUGUUACUAGAAGCCGACGGUCUCUCAGACUACACUGAUCUGUCCAAUGAUCAAGAUGACCUGUUUAGGGGCAGAGUGGAGGUAUGCAUGGGAGGCAACUAUAGCACUGUGUGUAACGAUGGUCAAUGGGACAAUCAGGACGCCUCUGUGGUGUGUCGACAAUUGGGGCUCUCCCCAUAUGGGUCUGUUGUGGUGUCUGGUGGAUUGUUCUCAAGCACGGUCCUCUCUCCGGCCCUCUCUGGUGUGAGGUGUAAUGGCUCUGAGGAGCAGCUCCUCCAGUGUCCCCACAGCCCCUCUCCCCUCUGCACCACCCAGGAGGACGCAGCUAUCAUCUGUCAAAAGAGGAGCACUGUGAGAGGCGAAUGCAGUGAUGGAGCGAUUCGACUGGUGGGAGGCAACGUAAUCUCUGGGCGUCUGGAGCUCUGCAUCAACCGUGCCUGGGGCACUAUCUGUGAGGAGGGCUUCACUGCAGACGAUGCUCAAGUUGUUUGUAAUCAAACUGGACUGCCACAUAACGGAGUGAAUGUGUUUAGAGAUCAGCGAUUUGGAAUUGGAAGCGGCCCAAUAUUUCUUACCAGAGUCUCCUGUUCUGGAACUGAGACACAGUUAUUGGAUUGUGAAUAUCGAAGUGUGCAUUCCUGCACUCAUUCAAAUGACAUUUCUAUUGAAUGCAUAGACAUUGAUGAGUGUGCUGUCAACAAUGGUGGUUGCUCUCAGAUCUGUGUGAACGACCUCCCUGACCCGAGUGGUGUUUCCCCUGGUUACCACUGUGAGUGCCGUACUGGGGACACCCUCCAUCCCGACAACCAUACGUGCAUCCCCAACUCCCUCUGCUCCCUCAUUAAUGGGGACAUCUCUUGCUCCUGUCGCCUUGGCUACCUGGACACAACCGCUAACGGACUCAACUGCACAGACGUUGAUGAAUGCUUGAACUCAACUGCUUGUGGUGAGAACUUCAUAUGUACAAACACUGAUGGUGGUUUCAACUGUGAAUGCGCCCCUGACUAUCAUCUCAAUCAAAGCCGCUGUGUGUGUCGUGAUGGAGAGCUGCGACUGGUGGGUGGGACUAACAUGACUGAGGGUCGAGUAGAGCUGUGCCUCUCUGGAGGUUACACUACACUGUGUGAUGACUCUUGGGACAAGCAAGACGCUAGUGUGGCCUGUCGACAGCUUGGAUACUCCACUCAUGCUGUGGUAGCCUUCAGUGAUGCUCACUUUGGUGAGGGUGUGUCCAACAUCAGCCUGGGGGGUCUGGGGUGUACUGGCAAUGAGAGUCGACUAUUGGAUUGUUCCCACCAGAUAAGCCUAGUCUGUUCCCAUGCCGAGGAUGCUGGUGUGAGGUGUGGAGCUUUGUGCACGGAGGGUCAUGUGAGACUGGUAGCCAAUGAGGAGUUUGACAACAACGGACUGACUGACGGAAGAGUAGAGGUGUGUGUGGGCGGGCGAUAUGGAGCAGUAUGUGAUGACUUCUGGGACAGUCGAGACGCCUCUGUGGUGUGCAGGGAGAGGGGACUGUCCCCAUAUGGAGCCGUUGCUCUUACCAAUGAUAUUCAUUUCUCCGAUACUUCUGUUCCCUUACUCAUCACGGAUCUUGGUUGCAUUGGCAACGAGACAUCUAUUCUGGAUUGCAAUUUCAAUCAAAGACCAGACACUUCCUGUGGAGCAUUUGAGGAAGCAGGAAUUGUGUGUCAAUCUCCAUCCACUCUCCGUGGUGACUGUGCUGAGGGACAACUGAGACUAGCCAACUCCACUGACGAUAAUACCACUCAGUCCAGACACGGCCGAGUUGAGAUCUGUAUCAACAAUGCCUGGGGCACUGUCUGUGAUUCCAGCAAUACGUUUGGCCCCAACGAUGCCUUGGUAGCUUGUGCUCAACUGACUGGGUUCCAGAGAGCUGGGGCAGGAGUGGUGACUCCCAACCUCCCCCCGGCCUCUGGUCCGGUCUUCCUGGACAGACUACUGUGUCAGGGCACCGAGAGCUCUCUAUUAAACUGUCCCAGCGUGCAACUGGGUGUGGUCACAUGUACCCACUCACAAGACGUUGCAGUCAGAUGCACAGAUAUCGAUGAGUGUGCCACUAACACCUCGUGCUGUGAACACAACUGCUCUAACACUAUUGGCAGCUUUGACUGCAGUUGUUACGAUGGCUACCAACUCGACAGUAACGGGUGUACUUGCUUAGACAUCAAUGAAUGUGCCAUGAGCAAUGGAGGCUGUGAGCAGAACUGUAAUAACACUGAGGGCAGUUUCCACUGUUUCUGUGAUUCUGGGUUCACUAUAGAUCGAAACCAGAGCAGCUGCAACGAUGUGGAUGAGUGCUUGGAUAGGAAUGGCGGCUGUAACCAAGGUUGCAACAACACUGAGGGUAGCUUCUACUGCUUCUGUAAUGAAGGGUACACACUUCAUGUCAAUGGCUUCCUCUGUGAGGACAUCAAUGAGUGCCUAACUGACAAUGGAAAAUGUGAACACACCUGUAUCAACACUGAGGGCAACGUUAACUGCUCUUGUAACACUGGCUAUGAACUGGACAGCAAUGGAUUCAACUGUUCAGAUAUUGAUGAGUGUGUUCGUAAUGAGUCUGAGUGUCUGUCCAACUCCGAAUGUAUGAAUACAAAGGGUAAUUACACUUGCCCCUGUAAUAAUGGCUUUACUGGAGACGGCUUCACUGGCUGUGAAAACAUCAAUGAGUGUGAAAACGGUACUCACAACUGUGACCGCAAUGCCCUCUGUACUGACAAUGUUGGGAGCUUUGCCUGCACUUGUGUGUUUGGCUACACUGGGACAGGAGAGCAAUGCGACUGCACUGAUGGACAGGUCCGGCUAAUGAAUGGAAGUGAGCCCAGUGAGAGUCAGAGAAUGGGAAGAGUUGAGAUCUGCUACAACAACACCUAUGGCAGUGUGUGUGAUGACUUCUUCAAUAAGAAUGCUGCAGCCAUUGUCUGCAAUGGAACCGGCUCUCCAGUUCGUGGUAGUGACAGUACAUUUGGUGCUGGUUCUGGUCCCAUCACUCUGGACAAUGUGGUGUGUGCUGGCACUGAAGACAACCUCUUGAGCUGCUCCCAUAACCAGAUAUUCCAGCACAACUGUGACCACUCUGAAGAUGUGGCUGUCAUCUGUCAUGUGCCGUGUAUCGAGGGGAGUGUCAAGCUACUUAACCCAACAGCAUUUGUGAGACCUCUCCAAUCCUACAACUUCAUCAAGGACCAAUUGUCUCGAGGCGUUAUUGCUGUGUGUGUCAACGGACAGUACUCCACUCUCUGUGACGACAGAUCAUUCAAGUCUCUCGAUGCUUCUGUAGUCUGCAGUCAGCUGGGAUUUUCAUCUUUUGGUGCUGUGGCUGUGUCUGAGUUUUUCUCUGACGAUACUCUCACUGGAAUCCAACCUAAUGUAUCUUGUAACGGCACAGAGAGCAAACUAACAGGCUGCGGACUCACCAUUAAGGGCAGUUGCUCAUUGUCUAAUGGUGAUGUAGGCGUUGUGUGUGCCCCUCUCUCCACUGUGAGGGGUGUGAGGUGUGAGGACGGCGAUGUGAGAGUAGUAGGUGGGGAUACCCUCCUCGAGGGGAGGGUGGAAGUGUGUUUAAAUCGUGCGUGGGGCACUGUCUGCAGUAGAGGUUUUACUGAGGACGAGGCUCACACUGUCUGCACUCAACUAGGACUCCCAUUCAAUGGUACUGCUGUAUUUCCAGACUCCUCUCAGUUUGGGGAAGGGUCUGAUCCGAUAUUCUUGGAGGGACUGACUUGUUCUAGUGAGAGCUCCAACCUUCUGCAGUGUGCAAACAACCCUAUUGGUGUCCACAGGUGCACACACUCUCAAGACACGGGGGUCAGGUGCCUCGACUACAAUGAGUGUGCUGUUGCCAAUGGAAACUGCUCCCAGAUCUGUGAGAACCUAGUCCCUGGUCACAGGUGCCUCUGUGAGAAUGGUUACCUUCUGGCUGAGGACAACAGGACCUGUACUGACAUUGAUGAGUGUAAGGACUCUCCCUGUCAUUCCAACGCCACCUGCACCAACACUCCUGGUGCCUUCCAAUGUAGCUGUGACAACAACUUUGCAGGUAAUGGGACCUCUUGUACCCUCGUCUGUGUGAACGGCUUCCAACUAGAGGGACAGAUCUGCGUGUGCAAUGAUGGAGAUCUGCAGCUAAUAAACGAGAGAGGGAAUAAUGAGGGACGUGUGGAGGUGUGCUUCAACAACACAUAUGGCACCGUGUGUGGAGAUUUCUGGGAUGAGUUGGAUGCUACUGUAGUCUGUCGAAACCUUGGAUUCGCCACCAAUGGCUCUCUUCCGGUAACCGACUUGAGGUUUGGUGGUGGGGAGGGUGAAGUCUUCCUCAGUAAUGUCCAUUGUCGAGGAACUGAAAAGAAACUAGUAGAAUGCCCUAGCAGCCCAACCAAUUGUAGCCACACCCAGGACGUUGGAGUCAGGUGUCAAGCAAUGUGCACAGAGGGUGAGGUACGAUUGUGUAUUGGGGAGGGAUGUGCUGUUAUGGAGACCCAGGACUUCCUCAUUGACAACAAACUGAGUGUGGGGCGUGUGGAAGUGUGUCUGAAUGGACGAUUUGGGACAAUCUGUAGAGAUUCUUGGGAUAAUCCUGAUGCAUCAGUCCUCUGCUCAGAAUUGGGCUUCUCUCGCUAUGGUGCCAUUGCUCUGUCCGAUGCUCAGUUCUCUGAGGGACUCAAGCCAACCAGCUACAACGAGAUCAGCUGCCAUGGAAAUGAGAGUAAACUGUCAGAAUGUGCUUUUGUGGGACCAUCUGGAGCUCAGAGCUGCGGUCGGUUUGAAGACGCAGAGACUGUUUGUCAGAAUCCAGCAACAACUGUGGCUGGCAACUGCUCCACUGGUAAUGUGCGUCUUAUUGGACCCACAAACCAAACAACUGGCACAGCCGAGGGACGAGUGGAAGUGUGCAUCAACAAUGCCUGGGGCACCGUAUGUAGGACCAGCUUCACCCCCCAGGAUGUCGGUACCAUUUGUGUGAACCUGGGAGGAUUCCGCAGAAGUGCCUCUCUUGCUAUACCGACGGUGUCUGCUGGAUCUGGCCCCAUCUUUCUGGACCAGCUAGCUUGCUCUGAGUCAAGUAAAAGUGUGCUGGAGUGCAACAGGUUUUUCUCUCCCACUGGUCUCCACGGCUGUGACCACUCCAUGGACGUCAGUGUGCGCUGUACAGACAUUGAUGAGUGUGCUAACAGCAAUGGUGAAUGCAAUCAGAACUGUACAAAUACCAUUGGUAGUUUCUACUGCUCAUGUGGAGAAGGAUAUCGCCUUGGCAACCUUGGCUUCACCUGUGAUGACAUUGACGAGUGUGAAGAGGAGAGUGACGACUGUCCUCAAAUCUGCAGCAACACUAUCGGCAGCUACACCUGUGGCUGUAACCUUGGUUAUCAGCUAGCCACUGACCAACGGAGCUGCUCAGACAUCGACGAGUGUACUAUGAACAAUGGAGGCUGUGAGCAGAAUUGUAACAACACUGAAGGCAGUUUCAACUGUUUCUGUGACUCAGGGUACAUUGUAGACAGCAAUGGAUUCAACUGCAGCGACAAUAACGAAUGUUCUGUUAAUAACGGAGACUGUGAACACAUCUGUACCAACACUAAGGGCAACUUUAGCUGCUCCUGUAACACUGGCUAUAGUUUGGAUGAUAACGAACGUAACUGCACGGACAUUGACGAGUGUGGUAGAGACCCACCUCCAUGUCAUGUGGAUGCUAACUGUACUAACACCGAGGGCACCUUUACUUGUACUUGUAACACUGGCUUCACUGGGGGUGGACUGCAGAACUGUAUUGAUAUUAAUGAGUGCGUAGAAGCCAUCGAUGACUGUGACGACAAAAGAGCAGCCUGCACCAACACUAGAGGCUCCUACAACUGCUCCUGUAACCAUGGAUACAUUGGAAGUGGAUUUACGUCUCAAUGCACCUGUACGGAGGGUGCCAUACUGCUCAUGAAUAGAGUGUCUAUAUCACCAAGGGAGGGCAGAGUAGAGGUGUGUUCUGACAAUGAAUACAGGAGUGUCUGCAACUUGUUCUUUGAUGAGCUGGAGGCUCAAGUCGUCUGUCAUCAGCUGGGAUUCUCCUCUCCUGCCACCACUUCAUUUCCGGUGCGAGAUGGUCGGUAUGGACUGGGGACAGGGCCCAUGAUUCAGAACAGCUACAUGUGUGAUGGAACAGAGCAGUGGUUCUUUAACUGCACAACAAGGUCCUCUGUGACCUGCACCAACGGUCACACUCAGGAUGCAGCUGUCAGAUGUGGAGCGGUGUGUGAGGAGGGUGAUGUGCGACUGAUGGUGGGCUCAAAGAGCUUGAUUGCCUAUGUGAAUGACACUCGACGUCAGGGUUGGGUGGAGAUGUGUGUGGAGGGACAGUAUCGAAGAGUGUGUGAUAAAAACUGGAACAAUGAAGAGGCUUCAGUUGUCUGUGGAGAAAUUGGACUGUCUAGAUAUGGAGCCAUCGGUUUGCCGGGAGACCGGUUCAGUGGAGGACAGUCAGCAGCUUUGAAUAGUGUGUCCUGUAAAGGCACUGAAAAUGAACUCAGAAAUUGUGCUUUUGAUAGAACUAGCUUUGACCACAGAUGUGAAAUCGCUUCAGUUGUCUGUCAAGACCCCAGCACCACUACAAACGCAAACUGUUCUGAUAACAAUGUACGACUUGUCAACGACAGCCGCUCUGAUCUUCUGGACGGGAGAGUGGAGGUGUGCAUCAACCGUGCCUGGGGCACUGUUUGCUCUGAGGGGUUUAAUGAUGAAGAUGCUCAAGUUGUGUGUGGGAGUUUUACAGGAUCUGAUUCGGGUGGCUCCAUCUCCUUCACGUCCGUGUCCAUGUCUGACUACACAGCUGGCAGUGGACCAAUCUUCUUCCGUGCUCUGGGCUGUACUGGAGUAGAGGCGAAUCUGAUAGACUGCCCUGGGUCUCUCGGGAUCCACACCUGCACACAUUCUCAAGAUGUGGCUGUCAUCUGCCCAGAUGAGAAUGAGUGUCUUAAAGAGAGGCAUUGUGGAGGUAACAGUACUUGCAUCAACACUCCUGGAUCCUUUAACUGUGUCUGUCGUGAUGGAUUCCAGGGAGACCCAUUCACCAUGUGCACAGACAUUGAUGAGUGCUCAAUAAACAAUGGAGGAUGCUCUAACGAUUGUGAAAAUACUGUCAGCUCAUUCUCUUGCACCUGUCCAACUGGUUACCAGCUAGACGGUGAUAGACGCACUUGUAUCGAUGUGAAUGAAUGUGAACAAGAUCCUGAUCCAUGUGCCGUUGAUGUAAAAAGAGUUUGUGUUAACAACAAUGGCAGCUACACUUGCAAUUGUAUACCUGGACACCUUGAAAAUGCAACAAACAGUGUAUGCGAAGACAUUAACGAGUGCUCUACAAACAAAGGAGGCUGUUCACACACUUGCUUAAACACUGUCGGUGCAUUCUCUUGUCAAUGCCCAGUCGGUUUACAGCUGAACCAAGGGAAACGAAAUUGUACUGAUAUCAAUGAAUGUUUGUCUCCUCACUCGACACUGACCAACUGUGACAGUGAGGAUAGAGCAAGUUGUACCAAUACUCUCGGCAGCUACCAGUGCUCCUGUCUGUCAGGCUACACUGGUAACGGUGCUAACUGCACUGACGUGGAUGAGUGUGCUCUGGGUAAUGACAACUGUGCUGAUCAGGCUCUGUGUGAGAACACUGUGGGCAGCUUCAGUUGUCAGUGCUCUCCUGGCUUCAAUGGAGAUGGGAGGACCUGCAAGUGUACUGAUGGCACAGUAAGGCUGGCCAAGGGCAAUUCAACUCAGUACGUAGCAAUAUCACUGGAGGAUUCCUCUGUCUGUUUAUACAAGAACAAAAAAAAGAACUGUUCCCAGUCUUGGGAGACUCUCGAGGGAAGAGUGGAGGUGUGUAAGCAAAACAAGUUUGGGACUGUCUGUGAUGAUCGCUUUGAUGUUUUGGAAGCAAGGGUGGUCUGUACACAGCUCGGAUACAGCUCAAGCACGAGUGUGGUUCCCAUAAAGCGCUCUCCACGACUCUACGGGGCUGCUCCCGUUAAUACACCCUUUCUGCUUGAUAACUUACGGUGCUCUGGAAAUGAGCGCUCUCUACUCGAGUGUCAACGUUUCACAAACUCUCAUAUAUGCCAACACUCGGAGGAUGCUGGUGUGCAAUGUGGAGCUAUAUGUAUGAAUGAGAGUGUGCGUAUCAUUGCUGGUGAUGGAGACGACUUCUACAACGGGCUAAACCCACCUCUUGAUUCCUCUUUUUACAUUGAAGAGGAAUUGGCAGCUGGUCGACUAGAGAUUUGUGAAGAGGGAGUGUGGAGACCAGUCUGCAUUGAUGUCUUUGACUAUGCCGAUGCUUCAGUGGCUUGUGCUCAGCUGGGAUUCUCCAGAGCAGGUGCCAUCAACGGAGAGGACAAUCAGUUCCAGGGGCAGACUGAUAGACUGUACCAGAAGAACAUCACGUGUGUGGGCAGUGAGAAUAGCCUGGUUGAUUGUGCUGUGUCUGACCAGCUUUUGGCUGACUGCAGCAACACUUUGAGUAAUGCCUACAUAUCCUGUCAAGAUCUAAACACUGUUUCUUCAAACUGCACAAACUGGGAGGUGAGACUAGAGAAUGGCACCAACGUGAGAGAGGGUCGGCUGGAGGUGUGUCUCAACAAUGCCUGGGGCACUGUCUGUGACAACGGUUUCAGUGAUACAGACGCCACAAUCGUCUGUGGCCAGUUGGGAUUCGAUAGAGAGGGUGCAAGGGCUCAGUCUCAGUCAGACCUGGAUAUCUACCCUGGGACUGGACCCAUCUUCCUGACUGACCUACUCUGUGAUGCUCGUGACAACACACUAUUUGACUGUCUGUUAAACGGAGGCUCCACCACUCUCAACACACUUGGACUCACCAGAUGUGAUCAUGACCAAGACAUUGGUGUGGAGUGUAAUGCCACAUGCAAGAAUGAUACCUCGACAACCACACGUGGGGCCUACAAUUGGAUGAGGAUAUUUGCCGAGGAGAGCGACUCUUUGUCAUGUGUCUAUGGAGCAGUGGACAGAGACAAUCAAACACUGGUCAAUCGUGGCAUGGCUCUCAGAUAUUGCAAUGAGUAUGGCAAUUGGGAAAAGGUGGACUUGAGAGACUGUCUCACUUUCACCAAAUCUAGACUUCUAAACAUUACUGGGAGUCGUGUAACAGACGAUAACUUGGAGUCUGUCACUGUGAGGUUGAUGGAAGCAGUCACCAUGGCAACCACUGAAGAGGACCAAAGUUCCGAUAUUCUUGAAAGGAUUGCGAAUCUUGUUUCUGAAAUAGGGCGCUGCACUUCGGAGAACAGGUGCUCAGCAGAGCCAGCAGAGAUUAACAACUUAGUGAUGACUUUGGAGAUAAUGCAAAACUGGAGACAUGACACUCUCAGAAAGUUCUCAGCAAGGAUUGCCCUGGAUUUGGAGAGAGUAAUAUCAGACUACACAAGAGAGCUGAAAAUACCGGAGGGAACUACAAAUGUUACAACUAUUUUCACUUCUAAAUCCAUCACCUUCUUGGGAUUUAAAGAGGAACAGAUUAAACUAGAGAAUAAAGGACUCACAUUCUCUUCAUCUGGAGGUUCCUUAGCGACUGAUGAAGCUGGAACUGUGUACAGCAACGCUUUGGCUGUCCCUGCGGGUCUCCUAUCAAUCACCUUGCCUCAAGACCUUUUCCAAAACCUUUUCCAAAACCUGACGGCAGCUGAUAACAUCAGUGUUCUCUUCAACACAUACGACUCUUCCGCUCUCUUCCCGAUAUCCAAUGAGACUCAGUAUAGACUCUCCAACAUCACUGAUCCAAAAGUAGUUGGUCGGUUUCAAGUGGCCUCCUCCCUAGUUUCAGCCACUGUGGUUGGCUACGAUGUUCGUAAUCUACCAAACAACACCAAGGUCACCAUCAUCCUGAAACUUCAGUCGAAUGAGUCCCAAGUACCUCUGUGUGUCUACUGGGACAAGAGUGCUCAAGGUGGUCAGGGUGAUUGGAGCACGGAGGGAUGUGAGAGAGUUGGUGACAAGUUUCUGGACAGGGUAAUCUGUCAAUGUGACCACCUCAGCACAUUUGGAGUGUUUGUGAAUAUUGAUCCUCUACCAUGCGACACUGGCUUUUUGAGCAACCCCAGUGCCACAGAAUGCAUUCCUAUUCGCCCUGAGGUGUCCAUAGAGUACACUGAGACAGACCCUCUUAUUGUCACAAGCCACCCUGACAAUAAUUACGAAGUGGAGGUGGGCCAUGACUUCCAAGUUACCUGUAUCUCCACCGGAAACUUCAGUGGAGAGGUCACCUGGUACAAUAAAAAUACUGGUGCAAAAGUUGUUGAGCUAAAUGCCACGGUUCCAGAACAGGUGAUAGUGUCAUCAGGAGUUGGGGAUAGUUCCAUUUCCCCUGAGUCCACUUCCCCUCCCCCUGUGAUUGAGGAGAAGCCCGGCCAACUGUACGCCUAUCGUCUCAGUCGCAGUGAGGUCACUUUGGGCACUCGGAGGAGGGACGUCCUCAGAGCCAGUGUCGGUGCUGAACGGAUUGCCAUGGGAACGUAUGUCUGCGUGGCCAGUAAUGCUGUCAUCAACAACACAGCAAUGAUCACUCUUCAAGUCAAAGAUGUUCCUGUGACAGCCCCCCAAACAACUCGCUAUAUUCGGUUCUCCAUUCUGCCCUAUGAGAUGGCCUACAGUAAGCUCAAUGUGCGCAGUGAGAGUCUAGUGAGCGCUGUGCUGAGCAAGGCAGUACUGGAUGCUCUCAACAGCUCCAUCAUCAACACUGUGCAUGACAACUUUUUCUCUGCUACCCAACUCAGAACAACAUGCAACCCUGUAUCAAGUCGCCCUGAGGACACUGCCGACAAGAUGAUUCGUGUGGAGUGCCUAAUAGUGAAUGUACCUCAGCUCUCCGCGGACACACUCUUGGAAUACUUACAAGACAGCUCUUUCAGUAGCAGGCUGCAGAACAACCUGCAAUUAGGCCCAGUGCAACUGAACAUAUCAAGGAGUGGUUUCUGUAACAAUGAGGUGAUAGACACACCCGACCGUCGUGGAGAGUACUUGUGGAGUGAGACUCAGGUUGGAAGUGCCAUUCAAAGAAGUUGCUUCUACAACAAUGCCUCCACUGGAAGUAGACUGUGUUUGAGUCACCUCCGCUGGGAGAACGCUAACCUCAAGAAUUGCAUCACCAGUGAUACACUCGAGCUGCAACUGCUAGCUAAGAGUAUUGUAAAACAAUCUGUGACUGCUGUCAAUGCUGAGGAAGUAGUUAGCCAGGUUACAAGUAUCGUGUCCAAUUUGGAUGAAUCAGAUGAACAGUCAAAAGCCAACCUCGACCUCAUUGUGAACGUGUACGACAACAUUGUAGGCAACCUGAUCGAAACAAACAACUUCUCUGUAUCAACCAAUUUUACUCAGAACAUAAUAUCUGUGGUGAACGAUGUGUCAGACUGGCCUGAAAGUGUUGUGAAACAGAGGUCAUCCUCCCUUGUGAAUUCAUUUGAAGCCGUAGCUGGUAACUUGGCCAAUCAAGACAGGAAUGUUAUGUACCAAGCAGUUGAAGAAACAGUAUCCCUUCAAGUACUGAGAGAGAACCAGACGAAACUACUAGAGAAAGGGAAAACGUUCAUUACUCCUAAAAGCAUUCUUGAUAGGCUGGAUUUGUCCAACUCGACAGUGGAGUUAGUCAACCUCUCCAUCUCUCUCCCUCCUCAAGUGUUUAACAUCUCCACAGACAACACUGUAGCCGGACUCAUCUUCACCUCUUACAGAGAUACAACACUCUUCCAACUGACCCCUCCUGUCUCUGCCAACACCAGUGACUACAACUACACAGCUGACUCUGUGGUACUUGGGUUUGCUGUGGCCGACACUGACGUGAGGAACUUGACAGAUCCUGUCAACAUUACUCUCCAAUCUCAACGAGCACUGCAAGGACUCAACUGGUCAGAGCCCAUCUGUGUCUCCUGGGUCUUCAACAGUAUAGGAGAUGGUGGAGGCAACUGGUCCACAAAAGGUUGUGAAUUGGUCAGCUAUAGCGGCAGUACUGGAGAGGUCGAGUGCAAGUGCAGUCAUCUGACCAAUUUUGCCAUCCUAGUUAAUGUGAAUGCACCACCCAUCUCGGAUGAUGUUAGAGUUGCUCUUGAAACUCUGAGCAUCGUUGGCAGUGUGUUGUCCAUCAUUGGGCUAAUCAUCACCAUAUUCACUAUGCUCUACUUCAAGAAAGUAAGAGUGAAAGAUGCUUCCAAAUUCCACCUUCAGUUGUGUGUUGCUAUUCUGUGCAUGUUGCUGUCCUUCCUGAUUGGUGUGAAUCGCACGGAGGUGCCCGAGCUCUGUACCUUUUUCUCAGUAGUAAUCCUCUAUUUCACUCAUGCCUCUGUGUUCUGGAUGGGGGCUGAGGCUCUGCUCAUGGGUAAGAAGCUCAUCUUUGACAUCUUUGGCAGAGUCUCCAUGAUCAAGUUCACCGUCUUCAUGUCAUUCAUAGCUUGGGGUGUUCCCCUCAUUUUCCCUGUGAUUGGUCUGAGCACUUUGGCCACUGAAGAGAACUACCUCGUUUUAAUUGGAGAGGAUGCAGUGGAACGCAACGUCUCUGGAUACUGCUUCAUCAGGGACAUCAGACUCCUCUAUGGGAUAUUUCUGGCUCCGAUUGUUUUUGUGCUGUUAUUCAACACCCUCAUGUUCAUCAUUAUUACCCGAGUGUUAAUCAAACACAGCAAAAAGAAGUUGGUUAACUUGAAGAAUGAAAAAGAUAAAGAGCAGAAAAAACGUGCUAAAGGAAUUUUUAAGACUCUACUCAGUAUUGUGAGUGUUAUGAUAAUGUUUGGUCUCUCGUGGUUCUUUGGAGCGUUGAGUAUUGGUGAGGGUGCAAUCGUGUUCCAGUGGCUAUUUGUCAUCUUCAACACCACUCAAGGAUUCAUGUUGUUCCUGUUCUUCUGUGUGAUUGGGAGUGACGUUCGCGAUGAGUGGAAGAACCUACUCACAUGCAACAAAUACAGGAAGAAGAAAUCACUCACUGCACCACUGUCAUCAAUGUCGGGUAACUCGCAUUCAAAUUACAAAAGACCCCAAGGAAAGAAAAAGCUUGCAAUUGACUCUGAAUCGGGUGACACUGAACUCAGUAGCUAUGGACAAAGUUAUGGACGAUCCACCAGCACAAUUAGACGCUCUGUCGAAAAAACACUUGAAAAUGAAAAAGACUAUGGACGUAAAGUAUCGUUCGAGCUGUCACCUGUUUUCGAACCCACGGACCACAUUGAUGAAGAUGAAGUCGAAAACUCAUUCAUUAUUGAAAAUGGUAAUGCUGAUAGUAAUCCAAAUACUGAAAAGCCAAAGAAACCCAGACAACUACCACCUCAUGUUUACAUCAAACUAAAGCGACCAACUUACAAAGUAGAGAAAAUAACGUAUGAUGAUGAAGACGGGCUACGAGAAAAAGUCAACUUCUCUUCAAAAAGCUACGAUCUUAAUGUAGAGACACCCUCACAAGAAACAAAUGACAUUGUCUUUUCUAACAACAGCACGAUAACGAGAGACCUCAAGCCAGUUUCCCAGACAUUCCUCCUCGAUUCUAUUACAUUGUCAAAUGAGUCAGCAACAUUCAGCCAAAAGCAAGUUCAGCCAGUGGAACAAAAUGAAGACGCUGAACACUCAACCUUCAUGUGAGACUGACCGUUACUUUUAUCAUAAUGUAUAGCUAAUUAAUUAAUGUGAACAACUAAUAAAGUAUACUUUUAUUAACUGCUAUUGCUGAAUACUAUAGAUGUAUAUACUAUAAUUAUUAUUAUGCUGAUAUUCAUUAUUUUUAAGCUGCUAUUAUAAUAAUAAUGGUGAAAUUUCACUUUUCUUUGAUUUGCUAA
Messenger RNA from Halichondria panicea, 51013 nucleotides. RefSeq lists its product as uncharacterized. The record is from RefSeq and is a predicted model, not a curated record. Gene Ontology annotation, cellular component: membrane. The coding region runs from base 78 to 50819 and encodes 16913 amino acids. The transcript is spliced from 309 exons. Gene Ontology annotation, biological process: cell surface receptor signaling pathway; G protein-coupled receptor signaling pathway; cell-matrix adhesion. Gene Ontology annotation, molecular function: G protein-coupled receptor activity; calcium ion binding. Lineage: Eukaryota; Metazoa; Porifera; Demospongiae; Suberitida; Halichondriidae.